CUACUCUGAGCGAUCUGUAAUUUUCUUUUGUUUACCAUAUGCAGUUUGAAAAUGGGUUCCGUGUACAGGACAAGAGAUUGCUUUUUAUGGUUUAUGUCUUUAGUUUAUUUAUUCGCAUUCUUGUCAUUAUACAUUCAAAUUCCAGGUAAGAUGUUUUUGAGCUUGAUAAUUUCCCAUGUCAAUACCAAAUGACGUUAAGUCCAAAAUUAAAAAGGUGCAUAACUGCAAUAUUCUACGCGGUACAUAUUUUUUUUUGGAAGGCACAUAAUUUCGCACUCCUCAUUUUUUAAAUACUAAAUAGCCUAUAAUAUAUUCCCUAUUAAAAAAAGUAAAUAAAAAAAAUAAAGAAACUAUUUUUUCUAUGGGCUUUUGUUAGCACCAAUUAUUUUAGAAGUGACCCAUGGUUUUGGGGAUAUUAUUCAAUCAAAUCAAUGUCAAUUCAAUAACUAUACUUCAUACUAUGACUAUGACUUGUUAGUAUUAAAUAAAAUACUAGGGCCUAAUUAGUCAGGCUCUUUGGUGAUGGUAAAUGUUAAAGGUAUGAGCAUUUUACAAGAUUUGUCUCAUCCUGAAGUGCAGUUGUCAGUAAUGUCUCGGUUGUCCUAAAAUUUAGUAUUACUCAAAAUUACUGGCACUGGGGAGGAUUUCCCUCCCCCACUUUCAAAACAAAAAUAACAAAAGUCUCCCAUUGACCCCUAAAAAAUAAUUGGAGAAAAAAAAUCUUGUAUCAAAUAAAAAAGAGGUAAAUAUCAACAUUUUUUUAUUUGAGUAUGACACUAGGGUCUACAGGUAAGUAUUGACCUAGUGAACCUCCAUCAUGACCUAGCCUAUUAUAUAUACUGCGGAAGACAUCGCCACCCGUACCGAAUUCUAAAUUUUAGCUGGCCAAUUAAGUAGUAUUUGCAUUAAAAAAUUAAAUGGGUUUAUAAAGAAUAUAUAAUAUUAUUAAUAUAUUAAAAAGUGAAAUGAACAAAGUUAAUAUAUAAUAACAUUAUACAUAUAAACGUGAGUGAUUAAAAAACUUUACUAAAGUCUUUAAAAACUGUACAGAAUGAAAUGAAAACUCUAAAAAAAUUUAAUAUAUAAACCUUUUUUUAAUCUAUUUUUUGAAUGCAUAAAUUAGAAAACUUCACUUCAUGCACAUUUUGGCAUGUUAUAAAUCAUUCAUAAAUGGGUAGAUCAAUAGCUUGUAUUGUCCAAUUUUUGACAAAUUUUUAUUAUUUUGACACUGGUCAAUAAUAAUUGGUAAAAAAUGGAUUUGAUACUAGUUAAGUUGUAAUUAGACAUAAUUCUUCUGUUAAUUAUGCUAGCGGUAGUAAUCCAGAGUCUUGUAUUUAAAUUUAAGUUAUUUAUCAUUACUCCACCCUUGACAAAGUUACUGAGUUCAACAUUUAACCUUAUUUUUCACCAAUUGGAAGAGGAGCAAAAUGUCAUGAGGAUAAAACUCUAUACUCUAUGUAUAUUUAAUAUGUUAAUUACCAUUGGAAUUUUCCAUCUGAAGUAAAAUAGUAAGUAAAAAAGGAAUAUAAUAUAAUACAGCUUAAUAUUCUCACUGAUCCGGCUAUACUUAACUUAUAUCUAUACAACUAAGAAGAUCACAGCCCCUUUUGGUUUUAGAAAGUGUCAACAAGUUAAAUUAAGCCAUGCUGUAGUAAUAAAUCCAUGAAUAAUGACAGAAUGCUGGUCAUUGAUAGAAAUAUUAAAUAAAUGUAAUUAUUUAAUGGAAAUUAAAACAUCACUCACUAACAUUGCAGUUCUUGUAAUGAAUCAUACAAACAUAAUUGUGGUUUACUACUCAAAGUAGUUACACCGUACUUUGCUGUCUUAGUAUUAAUGAAAUAUAUCAACGAAACCGCACUCAGCUUUUACAUUUAGAUGGCCAGUGAGCUUUAAGCUUCCUGUUGUCCAAAGUUGAAUUUUUUUGCACUGCCAGAUUUGAACAUGUGCCUUGUUGAAAAGUAUUUCUUUUCUACAUCCAGUGAAAAAUUGUACAAGAGCCUAUAUGGCCUUACACCUCGGCAAAUGUAUAAAAGCUGUUCAAAGUACUGGUAGACCGUACAGGUUGGAAAAUAUGUUACAUUUAAGAAUAAAUCCUAAACACACUUAAAUUUCAAAGUAACGACCUAAUUUAAAAAAAUGAGAUUUGAAAAAAGAAUCAGCACCAGGAAUUGUAAUUUGUAUACAUUGCAGGUGAGUAUUAUUACAACAUACAAACCUUUUGCAAUAGAUAUAACCAGAAAAACCAAAUAUUAUGCAAUUAUAAUAUAUAUGUCAUAAUGAAAUGUGAAACCACUUGUAAAUUUAGUUUUAGACAACACAUAUGUUCAAUGACACGUAUGUUCAAUAACACGUAUGUUCAAUAACACAUAUGUUCAAUAACACAUAUGUUCAAUAGCACAUAUGUUCAAUAACACAUAUGUUCAAUAACACAUGUUCAAUAACACAUAUGUUCAAUAACACAUAUGUUCCAUAACGCGCCUGCGAAUGAUGUGGCCAGAUCUCAUUAUAGUAAAAUAUUGUUAAAAAAAUAUAUAAACCUUGACUAUCAUAACUUGAAAAUUCUCUACUCCUCACUUGCAAGUCAGUAGAAGGACAUAAUUAUAAUACAUUAAGUAAAUUUGUUGUCCUUUUUUGGAGACCUUAACUUUUUGUUUUUACACAUUUAAUUAAUGGUAAAAGAACAAAUCAGAAUAAGUGAAUAUUAAAUAUACAAAUGAAAAUACAUGAUUCUCUAUGAAACAAUUUAACUAACGCUACCAGAUGGCGCUGAGUUCACUAAAUACAAUUCCUCAUAAUUGAGCUAAAUGAAAUUCUUAAAAAUACAGCAAGUGCAUUUGGUGCAUAAUAUUUUCUUUUGUUUUAGGGAAAUAUUCUCAAUAUAAAUAUGGUGUUAUAAAUCAGCAGUAUAAAGGGGGGCGAGACGUUAGAAUAUUUAUUUAGUUCAGGCGCUUGAAAAAAGUGUGUGUUGCAAACCUUGGGGUGGGGGCGGGGGUCACUAAUUAAGAGUCUUACAAAGUGCAUUACUUGAAUGCAUGUUUUUUCCUGUAUCUUUAGCAGAUGGGAAAUUCAUGCAUGCGGCUGCCAUUGUUUGGCGGGCUAUAUCAACAUAAUUCUUUCAUGUGAAACACUAUCUUUAAAAUCUAUACUAUGCUGAGCCAUGAGUCCCUCACUAACCAGUGGUCCAAACUGGGAUCGUUUAAAUUUCAAAAUUCAACAAUUUCAAUAAUAAAUGAUUUUUAUUUGCAACCUUUUAUUUAGUAAUAAAAUGAAUGAACUCUCUUGAUAUACAAUUAGUAAUUAAAAGUGUCCAUUGGAUGAUGUACUUUACACAAGGAUUUUUAAAAAAAGAAAUUUUGAUUUUUAAUGAUUUACAUCUUUAUUAGAAAUUCCUUGACAGCUGAUAUGAAAAUUAUUUGAAUUCAUUUCUGUAUUAAAAAAAAUAUUUUUGAACAUUGCCAGGGUUGUAUGGAGAUAAUGGCAUUCUACCAGCAAGGCUAGUAGUCAAGGAAGGUGAGUCUUAUAUAGGAAUUAUAUAAUGGCAUUCUACCAGCAAGGCUAGUAGUCAAGGAAGGUGAGUCUUAUAUAGGAAUUAUAUAAUGGCAUUCUACCAGCAAGGCUAGUAGUCAAGGAAGGUGAGUCUUAUAUAGGAAUUAUAUAAUGGCAUUCUACCAGCAAGGCUAGUAGUCAAGGAAGGUGAGUCUUAUAUAGGAAUUAUAUAAUGGCAUUCUACCAGCAAGGCUGGUAGUCAAGGAAGGUGAGUCUUAUAUAGGAAUUAUAUAAUGGCAUUCUACCAGCAAGGCUAGUAGUCAAGGAAGUUGAGUCUUAUAUAGGAAUUAUAUAAUGGCAUUCUACCAGCAAGGCUAGUAGUCAAGGAAGGUGAGUCUUAUAGAUGAAUUAUUAUCAUACAAGUAUUUUCUUGUGGCAUGUUCAUGUGACCAAUUGAAAUGUCAAUGAAAUAUUUUAGACAGUGAAACUUUGUCACUUGAGUUGAAAACAUCUCCCCUUGACUUCAACGGCACCAAAAACCAGUUCAUGUUCUGCACCGUUCUUUAGAAGUGUCUCUCAAAAUGAAGAUUUCUCAAUACAGUGACCUCUGCAGUUAUGAAGAUUUGUCACUACACUGACCUCUGCAGCUAUGAAGAUGUCUCAAUAUGAUGACCUCUGCAACCUCUGCACUAUUAAUUGCACAUAAAUGACUUAUUACAGUUAUUUAAUUCUUUUUUUUUAAAAACUAAUUUAAGAAAAAAAUGUGCAGUUAUUUUAGAUACAAGAUAACAUUACAGUUCCUUGAUCUGCAAACUGUAGCCCUUGAGAUCCACCAUUUCUUUAGGUGAACAUGCAAGCCACACAUGCUUCUAUUUACACAAUAUGUUUCAUUUUAGAAAAGAUUUGGACUGCUACCAGCUAUGUGCCUUUUCAUGACAAAAAUAAUGGGAUCUCUGGGAUUCGCGCACAUUUUUUAAAGAAAGCUACAUGUUUUACAAAUGCACUUGUCAUAACAUGUGACUGUCAGACUGCAAAAAUGUAAAUUUUUUAAGUAGGAAAAACCACACAGGUGUGGCUACGGAGCCAUUCGGUCUCUGAACUUACAGAGUUGCUGUUCUUUUAGUCCCAGUAACUUAGUCAGCAUGUCACUUUCGCAGUAACUUCAAUGUCAACUUACUCAAGAAAUGUUUAAAAAAUAAAUUUCCGCUAUUGUGUUUGGGUGGGUGUGGGGUCAAGUGUGUCAAUACCAGGACAAGUCAUACAUAUAUCCAUGGGCUCUUUUUUUUCUUUUAAAUCCGUUUUAAUGGAUGCCAAGAAAUAAAGUUAUCUGCAUAUAAGUCUCACUCUUGGCCUUCAGUUCUUUUGUUGUGGCUCUUAGUUUGAAAAAGUUCCCUGACCCUAGCCCUAAAAACUUACAUAAUUGUAAAGACUUCUGUCCUGGUCAUGGUUUCCUAAAUAUUAUACGAAAAUAUAGAAAACAAUUUUUUAAUUUCUAGAUACUGAAAGCAAAGACAGAGGAAAUAUAAGAAUUUCUGUAGUGGGACAUAGCAUAGGAGCUUUCCUCUACUGACAUAUUCUGUUGAUUUCUCUAGGAGAUAACACGUGGCACGAUCUGAUGGAAGGCCAGCCGACCUUGUUGAAACUGAUGCCUCGGCUUGGUCUGGACACCCAGACCGGGAUGGAUCUGAUCUGUCUGGCUGGGAUUGUAGUCUCCUUCUUCUGUGUGGUGUCGCGGACUGCCAGGGAUUUCAUCUCCUUCACACUGCUGUGGAUGUUUUACCUGUCCCUAUAUCAGGUCUGCUUGUCAUUCAGUAAUCUUAGACAUGGCCUCUAACAUGCAGUAAUCUUAGACAUGGUCUCCGUAACACACAGUAAUCUUACACAUAUUCUCAGUAACAUACAGUAAUCUUUGACAUGGUCUCAAAACAUACAGUAAUCUUACACAUAUUUGCAGUAACUUACAGUAAUCUUAGACAUAGUCUCAGUAACAUACUGUAUCUUAGACUUGGUCUAAAUAGAAAACAGUAAUCUUAGACAUGGUCUCAGUAAUAUACAGUAAUCAUACACAUAGUCUCAGUAACAUAAAGUAAUUUUAGACAUUGUCACAUAAUGACACAGCUAUUUAAGAUAAGGUCUCAUUUAAAUUAAUACACAUUAAUCUUAAACCAGGUCUCUUUAAUGAGACUUUUUGUUCAUUUUAAUUUUCUUAUACAAAAAAAGUAAAAUAUUCUUGUAGUAAUAUUAUUAAAACUGAAACAAAGUCCUGCAAGUUAUAAGUCUUAUAGUUAGUGGCAUAAAGUCCUGCAGGUUAUAAGUCUUAUAGUUAGUGGCAGAAAAUCCUAUAUAAGUCAUAUGGUUAGUGGCAGAAAGUCCUAUAAAAGUCUUAUAAUUGGUUGCCAGCAACAUCUCUUCAUACGGAGCUAAAGUUCUCUUCUCUUGUUUCCAUUACAGGUGGGCCAAACAUUUUUGUGGUUUCAGUGGUGAGUAGGAAAACCUAAAGGUUAAUCUUUGGACGAUGAGACGUGCAUGUGGUUACGAGACACGGAUGUGGUUAUGCGACACGCAUGUGGUUAUUUUAAGUUGAUAGAAAAAUGUUCAAAUGAAGAACCUACAGUCAUAGAGAUCUAGAAUACAUGAACAUUUUAAAUGAAGAUACCUUACCUACAAUUAAGGUUUGCCGUAUCAAGCUUAAGCUGACGGUAAUUCCGGAUAGAUAUUUUAACUUUUUUUUUUUCUUGUUGUUUUUCAGGGAUAUUCUAUUAUUAGAAGCUGGUUUUCUGACAAUCAUCAUUGCACCAUUCAACCUUCAGCUGCUCGGGCGUCGCUGGCCCAAGGGUAACCCCCAUGACGGCAUCACUCUUUGGGUGGCCAGGUGGUUGUUGUUCAGACUCAUGUUUGCAUCAGGUGUAGUCAAGCUGACGAGCAGGUGUCCAUCCUGGUGGGGACUUACAGGUAAGUCUGGUGGUAGCUACGUGUUAAUUUACUCAUAAGUAUAUUUGGGAAUUACACGCAGAGAGUCUCGAUUAGGAAGGUCAUCAGUGAUAGUGUGGGACCAACCAGUAGCUACUGUUGGAUCUAACAACCAGUAAAUACUGAUGGAUCUAACAACCAGUAAAUACUGAUGGAUCUAACAACCAGUAGCUACUGAUGGAUCUAACAACCUGUAGCUACUGAUGGAUCUAACAACCAGUAGCUACUGAUGGAUCUAGCAAACAGUAGCUACUGAUGGAUCUAACAACAAGUAGCUACUGAUAGAUCUAGCAAGCAGUAGCUACUGAUGGAUCUAACAACCAGUAGCUACUGAUGGAUCUAGCAAACAGUAGCUACUGAUGGAUCUAGCAAACAGUAGCUACUGAUGGAUCUAGCAAACAGUAGCUACUGAUGGAUCUAACAACCACUAAAUACUGAUGGAUCUAACAACCAGUAAAUACUAAUGGAUCUAACAACCAGUAAAUACUGAUGGAUCUAACAACCAGUAGCUACUGAUGGAUCUAACAAUCAGUAGCUACUGACGGAUCUAGUGUGAAAUGAAGAUUGUCUGGGUAUUCAAUGGGACUAUAUGGAAAUUAAAAGUUAUUUGGCAAUAAAAUAUUCAUUUCCAGAUGGGGCAAGUGGGCUUUACAGGUGGGACUUUAAAGCUAGAUUCCUAAGACAAUGCCCAUUAAAAACUGGUGGGGUUAACGAGAUAGAAUGGAUUCCUUGCUGGACUAAUCAACUCUGAUUACUGGUGGGGUUAAUGAGAUAGAAUGGAUUCCUUGCUGGACUAAUGAACUCUGAUUACUGGUGUGGUUAACGAGAUAGAAUGGAUUCCUUGCUGGACUAAUCAACUCUGAUUACUGGUGGGGUUAACGAGAUAGAAUGGAUUCUUUGCUGGACUAAUCAACUCUGAUUAAUAUUAUUUGGAAAAGACAUUUCGAUAUAAAUUAACUCUGAAAUAAAAAACAUCUUUCAUUAACUACAUAUCUUGUUUGCUAGUGCUUGUGUUGAAAAUGGGAGAGCAAUCUUGGAACUAACUAACAAACACUUUGUCUCCGUCCACAGCUCUCACAGUCCACUUUGAAUCUCAGGUAAAAUAUCUUGCCUUUUAUUUUCCUUACAAAAUUUAAAAAAAAUAAUAAAUGGCAGUAAUAAAUAUAUUUUUCCCACAAAGCUCCACCAGCAAAUAGUGAAGAUAAACAACUUGAAAGAUUCUGUUUCUUCCUGACAGUGCAUUCCAACGCCCGCUGCCUGGUACUGGCAUCAACUGCCCGAAUGGUUCUUGAAGCUCAGCUGUGUCAUCACUUACGUCAUAGAGUUACCAAUACCGUUCUUGUUUUUCUCACCCGUCACAUCCCUCCGUGUGUUUGCGUUCUGGUCACAGGUCAGUCAGUUUUUUCAACUGUGUUCUAUAUCCACCAUAACUUCUCUUAUUAACUUCUCUUUAGCCCAUAACUUCUUUAUUAACAUCUCUUUAGCCCAUUACUUCUCAUAUUAACUUCUCUUUAGCCCAUAACUUCUCUUACUAAAUUCUCUUUAGCCCAUAACUUCUCUUAUUAACUUCUUUUUAGCCUAUAACUUCUCUUAUUAACUUCUCUUUAGCCCAUUACUUCUCUUACUAAAUUCUCUUUAGCCCAUAACUUCUCUUAUUAACUUCUUUUUAGCCUAUAACUUCUCUUAUUAAAUUAUCUUUAGCCCAUAACUUCUCUUAUUAAAUUCUCUUUAGCCCAUAACUUCUCUUAUUAACUUCUCUUUAGCCCAUAACUUCUCUUAUUAACUUCUCUUUAGGCCAUAACUUCUUUUAUUAACUUCUCCUUAGCCCAUAACUUCUCUUAUUAACUUCUCUUUAGCCCAUAACUUAUCUUAUUAAAUUCUCUUUAGCCCAUAACUUCUCUUAUUAACUUCUUUUUAGCCCAUAACUUCUCUUGUUAUUCAAACCAUAACUUCUCUUUAAGCCAGGGGCCAGUGAACUUUUCAAGCCAUUACCCAAAAAUAUAUUUGAAUACGCUGACGUUUCUCCUGAUUUGUAAUGAAAAAAUCAUGGAUUAUUUAAAUUAAAAAUGUUUUAUUGAAUCUAUUAAUAUGGAGAAUACAAUUACAAAAAAGAAUUAGUACACAUAUAUUCAUUAAAGUAAGUAUAUAAAAUCCUCAUCAUGUCACAAAUGGAUUUAUUUGAAAAAAAUGCUCACUUCAAAUUUUGUAGAAAUAAUGUUUUAUUUUGAUACACUGAUGUCACAAGUGGAGCGGCCAUUUUUAAAUGAGGAAAAUUUGUAUGUAGCCCUGGGGGUUAAUCAUUGAUUUCUGUUGUUUGUUUUUUUGUUGAUUAUAGUGAAAAAUCUGUGUUCGUAUUGGGAGGUUGUUUGAUGAAACAGCAUAUUUUGUACAGCCUCUUUAUUAGCAAUUGUGAAGAUUGUUAUAUCUCAUGAUGUUCUGAGCAUAAACAGCAGCAUCACUAGGUUGGGGGGGGGGGGAGAUGGGGGAACUAACAAAUAGUUUCAUAACACAUCUAAUUUACAAGGGCAGUGAGCCACCAGUCACCAAAGUAGGGUGUCACCUAAGCAGGUUCCCAUAAGUGCGGGUGCCACCUGUCACCAAAGCAGGGUGCCACCUAAGCAGGUUCCCAUAAGAGCAGGUGCCACCAGUCACCAAAGUAGGGUGUCACCUAAGAAGGUUCCCAUAAGAGCGGGUGCCACCAGUCACCAAAGUAGGGUGUCACCUAAGACUGUUCCCAUAAGAGCGCCACGGUGGUCAGUGGUAAGUAGGGUGUCACCUAAGAAGAUUCCCAUAAGAGCGGGUGCCACCAGUCACCAAAGUAGGGUGUCACCUAAGACUGUUCCCAUAAGAGCGGGUGCCACCAGUCACCAAAGUAGGGUGCGACCCGUCACCAAAGCAGGGUGCCACCUAAGCAGGUUCCCAUAAGAGCGGGUGCCACAAGUCACUAAAGUAAGGUGUCACCUAAGAAGGUUCCCAUAAGAGCAGGGUGCCACCUGUCACCAAAGCAGGGUGCCACCUAAGCAGGUUCCCAUAAGAGCAGGGUGCCACCAGAACAGAUGGACUUGGCAGAGAAGUCAGAUACAAUGAGUUUACUGCACUGGUCAACACCAACUCUAGUGAUGAGCAUAAAAUUGGCGACUAGGCCAAAAUAACUAAUGCUAGCUGUUAAACCACUUGUUACCACAAAAUGUUGGAUGCCCCCUCAUUACCCUAAGGUUUAAACCAUAACUUAUGUUGUUAACGUCUAUUUAAACCAUAACUUAUCUUAUAACUAUGCGACAUUACAUCACACCUAUGUGACAAUUCUUAAAAAAUAUGUGACAUUGUAUCACACCUAUGCGACAGUUCUUCAUAAUUAUGUGACAUUUCAUCACACCUAUGUGAGAAUUCUUAAUUAUGUGAGAUUUCAUCACACCUAUGUGAUAAUUCUUAAUUAUGUGAGAUUUCAUCACACCUAUGUGACAGUUCUUCACUCCUUCAUGACAUUGCAUCUCAGACACAGUUUCAUCUUCAGCAAUAAUAACUUCAUUUCAUACAUUUUCAAGCACUGCUUUAGGGCUCGGACUGAGUGGAAGGAAGCGCCCACAUACAGUUGUGUUUCAUCAUGAAUUAAAGUCCCAUUUUCAAAGUCAAAACUUAAUGUUGAGCACUCCACAUUUCAACCUUUGCUGUCAUUAGAUUUGCCAGCUUCUCUUUGGUGUCACUGUCAAACAAAUAUUUGCUUCUAUGUCAACUGUCAAAUAUAACAUAGCUAAUUGCGUAUCUGAAUAUAUCUCUAUCCGUGUAUCCAUUGGUAAUGCAUAAAUAUUUUACUGUUUAUAAACUUGUGUAAACUAGGGCCAGCCAACCCCCCUCCCCCCCACUAUGCAGCAUACAUUGGCUAAAGCUCCUGCUUAGAGGCCGACCGAAUUUCGGCUUCGGUUUCGGCGCCGAAAGUGGCCGUUUUAUCACUUUCGGCCAAGUUUCGGUUUCGGCCGAAACUUAAAAGUUAACUUUCGGCUUAAUUUCGGUUUCGGCCGAAAGAGAAAAGUUAACUUUCGGUUUUUCUUCGGUUUCGGCCGAAAUUGACUUAGACUUUCGGCCAUCCGGCCGAAAGUGACUCAGGUUUUCGGUCAAUUAAUACUCAGCGAAAGCGAUAUUUAAAAACAAACUAAGCGACAUUUAAGAACAAAUUAAGCGAUCUUUAAGAACAAACUAAACGAUCUUUAAAACAAACUAAGCGAUCUUUAAGAACUAUCUAAGCGAUCUUUAAUAACAAAUUAGACGAUCUUAAAGAACAAACUAAACGAUUUUUAAGACCGAACUAAAUGAUCUUUAAGAACAAAACAAAUUAUCUUUAAUAUUAAACUAAUUGAUUUAUAAGAAUAAAAUAAGCGAUCUUUAACAGAAAACUAAAUGUUCUUUAGGAAUAACUAAACUAUCUUAAGGAACAAAAUCAAUUAUCUUUAACAACAAACUAAGCGAUCCUUAUGAAAAAAAUAAACGAUCUUUAAGAAAAAAUAAAGCGAUCAUUAACAAAAACUGGGCGAUCUUUAACAACAAACUAAGCGAUCUUUAAGAACAAACUAAACGAUCUUUAACAACAAACUAAACGAUCUUUAACAACAAACUAAACGAUCUUUAACAACAAACUAAACGAUCUUUAACAACAAAUUAAGCGAUCUUUAAUAACAAACUAAGCGAUCUUUAAGAACAAAUUAAGUGAUCUUUAAGAUUAAACUUAGCGAUAUUUUAGAACAAACUAAGUGAUCUUUAUGAACAAACUCACCGAUCUUUAAGAACAAACUAACCGAUCAAUAAAACCAACUAAACGAUCUUUAAAAACAAAUUAAGCGAUCUUUUAGAACCACAAUUUUUAGAGACCCGGUUAAAAAACUAAAUUACUUUUAUAUUAAAAUAGUAAAAUCCAAAGUAUUCAUUAGAUCAAGGGUCUCAAACUCAAAUCAUCAGGGGGGGGGGGGCGCAGGAGGUAGUGUCAUAAUGAGAGUGGGCCGCAUCAAGUAAUCCACAAAAAAAGCGAUUAGAACUGUUACAAUCUGCUCAACCUUUAUAAAUAACAAUACAAUCAUCAAGGGUUCUCAAGAACUAGGAUUCACUUUCAUCCACCUAUUCACUGUUGAAUACAAAAAUAUAUAGAAACAUUUUAAAAAAUAAUCAGAAUUAGACUACUCGGUGAGAUUCGACUGAAACCGUCGCGGAGAGUCACGUUAUAGAUAUGAGAAUGGGGGAAACGGGCCGGCGCAUUUACACUAAACUUUUCUGUCAUGUAGCGGGCCGCAAAAUAUCGUCUAGCGGAUCAUAAAUGGCUCGCGGGCCGCGAGUUUGAGACCCUUAUAAUAGAUGUUUAUUUAUUAAUAUUCACGAUUAUCUAAUUUUUUAUAAAAAGAAUGGAAAUAUUUAUACUUUCCCCAUCAUUUUCGAUAUAUGCAGAAUGUAUGCGGGAACGAAUUUCACAAUAUCUUAACGUUUCGGUUUCGGCUUCGGUUUCGGCAGAAAUUCAUUUUUAACUUUCGGCCUUUUUUCGGUUUCGGCCGAAAGUCAUUUUUUAACUUUCGGUAUUUUUUCGGUUUCGGCCGAAAGUCAUUUUAAACUUUCGGCCUAUUUUCGGCUUUGGCCGAAAUCAGAAAAUCACUUUCGGUCGGUCUCUACUCCUGCUUCACUACUUCACUUAUCUCACAAGUAUUCUUCCUAACGUUUUUGUUCCUGCAAAAUCCAUUUUGGUGCACGCAUCCCGCAUCCCAAUUUUAUCGAAUGCGUGUCCAACUUCUGAUUAUACAAUAUUUAAAGAGAAGUUAGGUUGACCCUUAUGGGUAUCAGUAAUACAAGGUUUUAAAAAAAAGCUCAUAUCUAUUGGUAAGAGAGCCCUUUGUUUAUGUCAAGAGUAUAAUGGUGGUAAGGUACAAAUUCAGUAGAGCACUUAUGUUAACAUCUGUGUCAAACCAUCAUGCUGGUGAGACAAGUCUGAUGAGUUCCUUAAAUAUUGACUUUUUGACUUGAUAAUCCAGUUCAUGAACGUAAACAUUUGUGUCACACUUGUUCAGCCGUGCCAUCCACCAGACUACUGAAUAGACGGAGAGGGGUACAUGUGUUUCACAGAUUUAUGAAGUCUGCCUACUCUGAUUCACUUUUUUCACUCAAAACAUUCUUCAUCCAAGUAUCUCAUUUGUGAUUUAGUUCACCAACAAGUAUGACAUCAUUUCUUUAAGCAACAAUUAUUACAUCAUUACUUUAACCAACAGGUGAGACAUAUGUUUAUUUUUCAUUGAAUUUAAUAUUGAAAAAUAAAUUAAAUGUUUUUUAAAUCACAGUGACACAGUAUGGACCAACUAACACAGUAUGGACCAACUAACACAGUAUGGAAAAACUAUCACAGUAUAAACACAGUAUCAAACUAUCACAGCAUGUAAAAACAAUCACAGUAUGGACAAACUAUCACAGUAUGGACAAACGGUCACAGUAUGGACAAACGGUCACAGUAUGGACAAACGGUCACAGUAUGGACAAACUGUCACAGUAUGGACAAACUGUCACAGUAUGGACAAACGGUCACAGUAUGGACAAACGAUCACAGUAUGGACAAACGGUCACAGUAUGGACAAACUGUCACAGUAUGGACAAACUGUCACAGUAUGGACAAACGGUCACAGUAUGGACAAACUGUCACAGUAUGGACAAACUGUCACAGUAUGGACAAACGGUCACAGUAUGGACAAACUGUCACAGUAUGGACAAACGGUCACAGUAUGGACAAACUGUCACAGUAUGGACAAACUGUCACAGUAUGGACAAACUGUCACAGUAUGGACAAACGGUCACAGUAUGGACAAACUGUCACAGUAUGGACAAACGGUCACAGUAUGGACAAACGGUCACAGUAUGGACAAACGGUCACAGUAUGGACAAACGGUCACAGUAUGGACAAACGGUCACAGUAUGGACAAACGGUCACAGUAUGGACAAACUGUCACAGUAUGGACAAACUGUCACAGUAUGGACAAACUGUCACAGUAUGGACAAACGGUCACAGUAUGGACAAACUGUCACAGUAUGGACAAACGGUCACAGUAUGGACAAACGGUCACAGUAUGGACAAACUGUCACAGUAUGGACAAACGGUCACAGUAUGGACAAACUGUCACAGUUAAAGCUUGAUCUUAAUAUAAAUACUUUCAAUGUAGAGACCACUUGAAGCAGAAUUCAUGUUUUAUCUUUUGUUGGUCAUUCAAGAGUUUUCCUUGACUUGUAACUUCCAAUGAAUGAUGUGUGAUCUUUUCCACCCAGGGAACUCAGAGACACACCAUUUUACUUGACCCAGCUUACUUCUAGUUCUUACAGGACUCAUUGUGUGCCAGGAAUGUAGUUCCAUGAUGACAAGACCUAAUGCAGCAACAGAUACCUGGACACAUCUUAGUUGUAAAAUGUUGCUACUUAUUAGAGAUUGGUUUAAUCAUUCUGCUGCCCCUGCGGCCACCUCCGUAUCCUUUGGCGCUGCCGCCGACGUCUGUUAGUGUGACAAGUGGAAUACUGCUGGCACCCAUUGGGAUGGUCAGCUUCCAGUAUAGACCUGAAUAAUUGUGUAAAUAUGUGUUCACCAGGUCAACCAAGUCUUCCAUCAGCUCUUGGACCAGAGCAAACUCUAUCCCUCGCACAAUGAUGGUCAGUCUAUGGAUCCCAUCCUGGAUUGAGCGGCGGAGGAGCAGUUGCUCCGAAUCGCAGCUUGCGUAGAUGUGAUCCUCCCAGUCCAGUCUCUCGUCAACAAAGUCCUGAAUUUGGGCCGAAAUGUUGGGGAGGAUUUCCAAGGGACAGAAAAAAGGAAAUGUGUAGAUGACCGCUAGUUCCUUGUGAUGUGUUUUGUUGGGCCAGACCUCGCUGAGAGGGCUCAUGUCAGUGUCCUUGUUGUACCACGGCACCACCAGAAGUGGACGGUUGUAGAUGGGACCUGUAGGUACCUCUGGUUCUGGUACAGCAUAGCAGAUGUCAAACAGAGGGAGAAGUUCUAGCAGAUAAUCGAUGUCGUUGUUUGACAGGUCCAGGUGGAACCACAAGCUGUUCAACAGGGGACGAGAAAUUUCCCCCAUGUGCAGCAGGCGGUGGGCACAUUCCUCAAACUGCCGUCUGUUGAGGCGACCCUUUGACAGGAAGACUUUAUUCUCAUACUGCAAGAAAUCUCUCAUGUCAUGGCGAAACAAACUGGAAAUGAGGUCCGAGAGCAGGAUGGGCUUGUGAAACACCAUUUGAGACAGUGCGAGGUCAUUGUGGAACCACAGAACAUUGGCAGUGUCAUGGAGAUAUUUGACACACUCCUGGAGCUCAUCCCCCUUGACACUGAAUCUCUGGGCCAUCUGCUCCACAUCGUCCCAGUACAGAUAAAACCCUUUCCCUUGCUUCAGCAUGUUUCCCAAUCUUUUCCAGUGGCCAGGUAUGUGGCGCUGUGCAUGUGGGAACAGAGUUUGGUCGAUGGCUAAGUGCUCUAGCUCAUUGAUCAGCGGCAGAAUCCCCUCCAGACUCUCUGAAGAACUAACGCAAGAAAUGCCAGGGAGGAUUUUUAAAGGGUUCUGGAGAAUUGAUUUGAUCUUCUGCUGCCUGACGCGUAACAGUUUCAGAACUGACUCGUCCAUGUCGGUCAGCUGGGUCUGACCUGAUUUUUCUAGUUUGGCAAUGUCAUCUUCAAUUUUGGUUAAUUCAUCUUUGAACUGCUGCUCCCUCUUGCUUAGAUGCAGUGUCACAAGCUCCUGAACUACUUGAUUGUGUGGCGGUUCUGGAGCUGCCGGCGUGCUGGUAUUUCUCUGAACAUCUUCAUCACCUUCUGGGCCAAUGCUAAACAGGUCAUCCUCUUCCACAUCAAUGUUUUUUGAAUCCUCUGAUGGAGCUGACAGAAUCUUGAGCUCAUUCUCCGAUGAGGUGCCUGUCUUGACAUCAUCAUCGUCUGGCUGUAAAAAUUCCUUUGGCGUAUCCUCAGUCUGCAACAAAUCGACCUGUGUGCCCACAAUUUUGACUAUUGCCCCAGGCAAACAGGAGCUCAGCAUGUCCAGCCAUUGGCCUACAGAAGAAUAGAAAUUGCUUUCAUGCAUGGUGGCAGCAUUGUACACCAACAUGACUAAAGAUUUGUUAUCUAAAAAUAUUUUGUACAGCAUGCUGUAGACGUCAUCCCCACCAAAGUCAUACAGCACAAACUCAACAUUGUUCUCAGUCUUCCACAGCGUCUGCUGAAAGAGUCUUGUCUUUUCUGUCGUCCCAUCUUUGACUUGUGAUUUUCCAAGUGACAGUGCCUGGCACAGGCUUGAUUUCCCGCACUGGCUUGCUCCAAGCAACUGAAUCUUCUGUGUUUGGAGGUUCUCUGUGGUUAAAAUCAUCAACUUCUUGAGGUAUUCAAAUAUGUGCUCAGGUUUGUCUGUACGCCACACUUCUGGAGGUGGCCUCUCCAAUGGGUUCUGGUACAGCCACAGACCAGAUUUGGUCAGCUUGUUGUAAGUGUGGGCCUCGGUCAGUCCUGUCAGGCGGUGCAUGGCCAUGGGGAGGGAUCUGAUCUCAUUGCCGGUCAGGUCCAGUGUGUGAAGGUGAGUUAGGUCACAAAUCUCCUCGGGCAGUCUUUGAAUCUUGUUCUUGUCCAGGAUCAGGAUUUUUAAGACUUUGAGAUCUGUGAAAAAGAGUGGAUAUUUUUAGAACAGAAGUGACACCAAUCACACACAGGGCAGUACACUUUCAGUGGAAUAUUUUGGCAGAAAUUAGAGCUGUAUAAGAUAUUUGGUUUACCCGUUACCUUAAAGGAUUUCAGCCAAUCGAAAAGAAUUGAUCAUGUUGUUCACAAAAACUUAUUGGCAGAUUUGUCUGUAAUACCUUUUAAAAAUGAAAGGUAAAACAAGACUUGGAUGGAAGCCGGAUUAUUGCAAGAUAACAUACUCUGAAGUGGAUUAGACUUAUUGAUAUAUAGUCUAAGAAAAAUGACUUGUCCACCCACAAGUUAAAGUUACACUCCUUGCUGUGAUACAACCAUUCAUUGAAACAGCCCAGAUACAGAUUGUGAGCAUGAACCGGCCCAUCAAGGCCAAAUGGAUCAGAUUGAUAGUUGUUUGGUGUGGCAACUUAUUAGUUUGACCAAAUAAAUCGGAUCAAGAACAACUAUUUAACCCGGUGAAAGAAAAAACACAAUUUGGACACCCUGUGGUCAGUCAGAGAUGUCACCGGUGUGACGUGACAACAUUGCCCUGGGGUCCCAACGGACUGACCUUUCAUUUCUGGUGGCAGUUUUUUGAUCCUGUUCCGUGCCAAGUCCAGCUCCUCCAGCUGAUGAAGACGGCCGAUGUUUGGUGGUAUCUGGUCGAUGCUGUUAUGGGCCAGCCUCAGCACCCUCAGUCCCGUCAGUUGACCUAUUUCACUGGGAAGUUCGGUCAGCAGGUUGUUGGACAUGUCCAGUAUCCCAAGUAACUUUAGGUUGUAAAUACUUGGUGGUAUGGCCUUGAAAGGAAAGUUGUAUUACAACAUGAUAAUUUAAUCUGGUUGAGUCACUGUGUUAAACACAUGAAGGGAUCACAUUUGGAAAAAAUUCAUGUCAAUGUUUUAUCUGUACUAUCAUUUCUAUUAGCAAUUGCAUACAGCUGUGUCAAUGAGUUUUUUGGUUUGACAUGAUUGGAAACAUUUUACAGUCUUCACGCUUUUUCAUUCGUUGAUGAUUGGCAAUUUUUGUCACUGAAGAAAAAGAAUACAUGUUUAUCGUACAAGUAUGAAAGCUUUGAAGUAAAGCUUUUUAUGCUUUCAAAUUAAGAUAAGAUAAGAUUCUUUUAUUGAUCCAAACAAAUGGAAAUGUUUUUUGAUUGGAUUGUAUCUUUUCAGCACAUAAAUAAAACAAUUUGAACGCAAGACAUCUACAUUAAAUUAUUUCACAAGUGAAAAAAAAACAGCCAUUCAGUGAAUUCUCUUAGCCAUAUCAGUGACUUGAUAGUUCUCAUAAAGAUUUGUGACUUCAGGGGGAGCCUGCUAGUAAUUCAUACAGAUUGGGGAACAAAUAAUUUUUAUAUCUUUCAGUCCUCGCUCUGAUGGAAAGAAUUUGUCCCGAACGUGCCGAUCCUAAGUAUCAGUGAUGAAGAGGGUGGGGUGUAUCAUCCAAAAUGUGUUCAGUUUUACAAAAAACAUCUUUAUUCAAAUCGUUCUUCAAGUUAAGGAUGUUUAGUUUGUGUUAUGUUCCUAGCUUUCUUGAUCAGUCUGUUUAUUUGGUGUUUAAUAUCAGACCAUGAAUUCCCUCAGCAGCAGGUAAUAUUGAAAUUAAGUAGGCACUGUAAAUUAAAUUGGUGCGCUGUAGAAUAUAAGUUCACGACUAGUUUGUCUAUGCUGAAAUUGUACAAUAUUUUAAGGUAGAACAGUCUGGUUGAAUUUCUUAUACAGCAUUUGGCCAUCCUCAUGCCAUGUCAGCUUAUUAUUAAUGGUGACACCUAAGUACUUCUAUGCCUCCACUUUCUCUACACUUUGAUUUUUUAUGUUGAGAUCUGUAAUCAGGUGUUUCCCCCUCCUGAAAUCAACAACCAUUUCCUUUGUUUUUGAGACAUUCAGCUGCAGAAAAUUAUCAUUGCACCAAUUGGUAAAGCUUGUAACUAAGUUGGGGUAUAAGCCUUCUCCCUCAGAUAUUAAGCCAACGAUGCUGGUAUCAUCAGCAAAUUUUAAGAUUGGAACGGUUUCACUUGAGCUUUGAAUAUCAUUGGUAUAUAUGGUGUACAGUACAGGAGAGAGAACGCAGCCUUGUGGUGCCCGGUGCUUAUUUCUCUUGUUAGAGAUAUUGGUCAUUUACCUUGACAUAUUGUGGGCCAUUUGUUAAAAAGUUCGGUAUCCAAGCUUGAAUAUUUAAAUUAACACCUAACGAGGAAAGUUUCUUUAAAAUAAGGUGUGGUUGGAUAGUGUUAAAUGCUGAUGAGAAGUCUGAGAAAAGCACUCUGGCAUAUAUUUUAGAGCUGUCUAGGUGAUGGUAAAGUCUCUCCAACAAUAGUAAGAUUCUCAAUCUUGGACAAAACAAUAUCAACAUGUAUGAUUAGCAGAAACUUUUUGUUCAAGGUAUCACUUCUUCAAUACAUCCUUUUACUUUAAAUAGUUUGUAGUGCACAAUGACUGGUCUAAAUCUGAUGAGGUCAACAUUGUUAAGUCAGAUAAUCUGAUUUCAGAUCUUUUAUCCCCCCCACCACCCCAAAAAAAAACCAAAGAAAGGGAGUCCAUAUUUAUAAGUAUCUCUGAAAAUAGUUACGGACAUCGAUAAUGAUUGAGUUACCUGCAGAAAGUUUUGACCCAAGUAAAGUUCUUGCAACUGUACGUUAGAAACUUGUGGUAGAGUGUUGAGCUUUGUGUUCUCCAGAUCCAGCACCUGCAAGGCGGGCAGUUCAAACACUACUGCUGGGAUGUGCUCAGAUUUGAUCUGGCCUUUCUUCAGUAAGUUCUCCAUGUAAGGGUCAACUACGCCACAGAAACUCCUAGGAUUGAAAGCAUUCAGUUUAUUCUUUCCGUUAGAAUUUAUGUUCUUUACACGCAAAAUCUAAAAAAAAAAAUUAAAAUUAUUUUAAGAAAUAAAUCACCUUUGAACAAAAAAAGGGUCAAAAUCAUUCAGUUUUAAAAAAGAAACUUUGAACAUUUUUUAGUAACAAAAAUUUUGAUUUGUUCUCAUAUUAUGUAUUUAUAAAUUAUUUAUUUAUUAAAAUACACAUCCACCCUGUCUACUAAUGUCAUGAAAACAGUCUGACAACUAAAGUGUACACUUUCCUUGACAACCAUAGUGUACACAUUCCUUGACAACCAUAGUGUACACAUUCCUUGACAACCAUAGUGUACACAUUCCUUGACAACCAUAGUGUACACAUUCCUUGACAACGAAAGUGUACACUUUCCUUGACAACCAAAGUGUACACAUUCCUUGACAACCAAAGUGUGCACAUUCCUUGACAACCAUAGUGUGCACAUUCCUUGACAACCAAAGUGUACACAGUCAUUGACAACCAAAGUGUACACAUUCAUUGACAACCAUAGUGUACACAUUCCUUGACAACCAAAGUGUACACAUUCAUUGACAACCAAAGUGUACACAUUCCUUGACAACCAAAGUGUACACAUUCAUUGACAACCAAAGUGUACACAUUCCUUGACAACCAAAGUGUACACAUUCAUUGACAACCAAAGUGUACACAUUCAUUGACAACCAAAGUGUACACAUUCCUUGACAACCAUAGGGUACACAUUCAUUGACAACCAAAGUGUACAUGUUUCAUUAAAUUUACACCAAGUUUAGUUUUGUUAUAAAUGACAGGAUUAUCAUUGCCAGUGUUCAUUGUUUCUUAUCUGUGAUUGAGUGUCAGGACUCUCACUCUGGGCAUCUCUGACAAGGUUUCAGGUACACUUUGUCUUACCUGUAGUUAAGUGCCAGGACUCUUAGUUUGGGCAUCUCUGAUAAGGUCUCAGGUAGUGUCUCAAUAGAAUUGCCCCACAGGUAGAGCUCCUCAAGUUCCUGGCAAUACGCUAUCUCUGGGGGAAGUGACGUGAUGUUAGUCUGCUGGACAUUCAACAGGACCAGAUUGGUCAGUUGCCCUAUAUCUGGUAGUAGAAUGUUCACCUAGAGGAGAAGAGUAUGACACAAGUUCAGUAUAAGUUGAUUGAACUCAUCGUUAGGUUACUUGAGUAAUUACAAUGUUGAUCAAUAUGGUGUUACUCUACACUGCACAUGCUGCCACUACCCAUGUGAUGAUACUCUACAGUGCACAUGCUGCUACUACCCAUAUGAUGUUACUCUACAGUGCACAUGCUGCUACUACCCAUCUGAUGAUACUCUACAGUGCACAUGCUGCUACUACCCAUCUGAUGAUACUCUACAGUGCACAUGCUGCUACUACCCAUCUGAUGAUACUCUACAGUGCACAUGCUGCUACUACCCAUCUGAUGAUACUACCCAUCUGAUGAUACUCUACAGUGCACAUGCUGCUACUACCCAUCUGAUGAUACUCUACAGUGCUGACCUUAUUUCUGCUGAGAUUCAACACUUUCAAACAAGUUAUCUUAAACACUGCUGGUGGCACGAAUGCCAAGUUGCAUUCUGAAAGGCACAGCUCAGUCAGAUUGGUCAACUGGGCCAUCUCCUGGGGUAGACCGCUGAAGUCUGUGCUACUGGUGCAGCGAAUGCCAUUCCUUGAGAGGUCCAGCUUCUCAAGGGUGUUCAUCAGUUUGAUCUCGGGAGGCAGAGCGCGCAUAUUGUUGGAGGACACAAUCAGGUGGCCGACAUCUUUGGCUGUUUGUGUGGAAGGCAAAUGUCAUGGAAAUAUAUACUGAUGAAAGAAUUCGAUGACUUGUAUCUUUGGGAGAUAAAAUACAAGGUGCAGAUACCAGGGUGAUGUCCUGUGCUGUACUCAGACUAAACUAUUUCUUACAUUCUAUUCUAGUUCUUUUGUCCUAGUUUUUUCUUCAAACUAAAACUUUGAUUUCAAUUAUAUUUUUUAUCGUAUACGGCUAAGGCACAUGAGACCUUCAGGUUAUUGAUAUAUUAUAUUUUUCAUAGAUCAGUGUGAAGCAAGAGACCACAUAAUCUCUACUCACUGUGGAUAAGAUUGGAAGGCAGGCUGGUCAAUCCCUGGCCAGACCAGUCCACGAUCUUGAGUCCAGACUCUGUGACAUUUGACGGCUCAGCGGUGACUGGCCUUUUCUGUUUGUCCUCUGAGGAUAGAACAAAACCUUGACUAAGAACAAUAACAUGAGCAGACCAAUAUGUCGAAAUGUUCAAAUAACAAAAAAAAAACCCACAAAAAAUGGUGUGUACCACAUAGUCACCUAGAGACGGCUGCUAUUACAUGAACCUUCUUACCUUGACCUUCUUACCUUUAGCACUGAGAUCUCUGCUCCCGCCAGAGGGCGGCACGCUCGCAAUAGGAGAGCGUUUCCUGCUGGAGACGGUCGACUUGGGUGGUGAUAAGGACUGUCUCCGUGCUGACUUCAUGGUGCUGCCUGUCUUGACUCUCUCUGGGGACGGCGUGGCCUUAGCAGUGGCCUUUCUCGGGGCUGUCGGGGACAGCUGGGCGGAGGAUUUCGUUGAUUUGCUUGGGGAGACCUCCCUGGUGGGAGAUUUCGUUGAUUUGGAUACCUCCCUUGCUGGAGAUUUCGUUGAUUUGGAUGGGGAGACCUCCCUGGUGGGAGAUUUCGUUGAUUUGGAUACCUCCAUUGCUGGAGAUUUCGUUGAUUUGGAUGGGGAGACCUCCCUGGUGGGAGAUUUCGUUGGAGAUGCAUCCCUCGAGACAGAUUUGGUUAAGGAUAUGGAUGACCCUCUCCGGGGUGAGUUCUUGGACAUGGCGGUAUCGUUUACGGUGAGAUCAAACUGGAAGUAAACACAGCCUCACUAUGAGUAGAUAUGUGGGUCAUGGUCAAUGGCUAGUCGCAUGUCAGUUUUAUUGAAUAACUUUUAAGGACGCUGUACUCACAACUAGGCUAGUAAACGAGUUUAUGACCAUUCACCAUUGAUUCUAAGAAAAGAUUCUCCAAACUAUUAAAUGUAUCUAUUAUACUUACACUUUAUAUCAAUUGUUACACUGUAUAAAAAUUGUUACACUUUUACAAAGGAUUGGUGUAGCCUCCGUUUUUCUUUGUUUUGUUUACAAGAUUUAUUUAAUCAUAGAAAGACGCUGAUAUUAAGGUAAUAUUAACAGUAACAAUUCUAUGAUUUAAAUAUAUUAGUUACAUAUUUUUUGUGUCAUGUUAUAAUUUAAAAGUCUACGAUUUCUCAAUUCAGUGCACCUGCGCCAAAAUUGAACGUGAAUGACUUCCCUUCCUUAUCAGCAGUCGUGAUGCAGUUAACCUCUCACCCAAAAUUGCGCUUGUUUGUUGAUACGGAUUUUUAAAAAAAACAUUGCCUCGACUGAGAGUCGAACUCGGGUCUGAACGAAAAGCUUCUACCAAUACCCCCCCCCCCCCCCCACCCCUCUGGCGGUAGCGAAGAUUUCGUUUAUCAUAUCUCAAACUCUGUAUCAUGAGACAGACAAGGGGGAAGCUGUUGAAACAUUCAAAAAAAUGAUCUUCCCUGGUGGACGCUCCCCGUAAAAACCACGUUCUUGGCACCGGUAGUUCUAAGAUCAUAAACGCCGCCACCAUGCUAUAUUAUGCUACUGAUGCUCUAAAGAAAUUUAAACGUGGCCGUUGUAUCUAAUGGCGGUUUUAUGGACACUUCAGACAUAGGGGCGAUGAUACUUUGGAGUCUUUACUUACUGUGACACUUCGAGACGACGUCAUAUCCGGUUUAGACUUGGCGGAACUGGGCACACAGCGCAUGUCACAGCACACAGCGCAUGUCACAGCACACAGCGCAUGUCACAGCACACAGCGCAUGUCACAGCACACAGCGCAUGUCACAGCACACAGCGUAUGUCACAGCACACAGCGUAUGUCGCAGCACACAGCGCAUGUCACAGCACACAGCGUAUGUCACAGCACACAGCGCAUGUCACAGCACACAGCGUUACAGUGUCGUGUGUGCGCAUGUCACAGCACACAGCGCAUGUCACAGCACACAGCGUAUGUCACAGCACACAGCGCAUGUCACAGCACACAGCGCAUGUCACAGCACACAGCGUAUGUCACAGCACACAGCGCAUGUCACAGCACACAGCGUAUGUCACAGCACACAGCGCAUGUCACAGCACACAGCGUUUGUCACAGCACACAGCGCAUGUCACAGCACACAGCGUAUGUCACAGCACACAGCGCAUGUCAUAUAAAAUUAAAUGCCUAGCCAAUACUAUGAUGCCAACAUUGGAAGAAAAAGAAAACAAAAGAGUCCAGUCGUAGAUAAUGAUCAAGUAAGCGACCCACACGCCGACCCACACGCGUCAGCUAAACAAUGGUGCUCACAAAUCGAUUGAAUGUUGAAGAAAAGUUUGACGAACGCCUCUGAACGACGAAGACGGUGAGCAGUUACGAUGAAGACAGGCGAGGGGUUAGCGGACUUGGAUAUGAAACAACCAAAAGGUACGAAGUGCCGACACAAGCCCGUCUGUUGAAACGUAACACUGAGCUCGUCCAGGCCUGCCGGAAGGCCUGCCUCGCGUUUUUUCAACUUUCGCCCGGCUUCAACUUCAAGGAAAGCUAGCGGAACUGCUUUGAAAAGGCGUCACGGUCUAAGUGGCAAUUUGACCCAAGCAGUAGCGUACUGUUGGAUGAUUGAUAUGGUGGAACUCAGGAGCGUAAACAGCCCAGAAACUCUUGACGUCAGAGGCGACCGCCACAGGGCCGUGCCAGGUUAUAGAAACUCAAACCCACCUGUGCCGUUUCACAAGUCAAAGAUAGAUUCUGUGGCUAAGAGGUCCUUCGGUGACCAGCUAGGUGACACUGGUGAGAAGAUUUGCACGCAAUGGUUGUUCUGUUGUUUUUAAAACAGUGUGAAGAUUUGUACAAGUCCUUGUGUAAUCGCUGAGCGACGUCUCGAUGUUUCUGUCAAUAUCGAUACCAUUAUGUUCUUGCAACAUAAUCGAAUUAUAACCGUUUGAAUGCAAUCAAUCAUUAAAGGUAAUCGAACCGUAUAUAAAAUUGCUGAAUUUAAAGUUAAUCUGUUCAGGCGUUGCUUUAAACUCAUGACAAACCCUUGGGAGGCCAGCAUGGCUUUGUGUUGAACUCAUGACAAACCCUAGGGAUGCCAGCACACCAAAUGUGCCGGAAACUGGUGUUAGUAGCUGAAUCGGAAGCAGUAAUCCUAGUCUCCGGAUAAGAAUUGUUGUCUGACUUGCUGCCGCCUGUUACCCGUUGUUGACACGGCAGUUGGUAGAUUGUGAUCAAUUUGUUCUUUGUUAGUUGACGUAGACUUUUGGCAUUUUGCUUCAUUUUAUUGUGUGUGUACUGUCUAUUGUAUGACUCACCAAGUGUACAUACGUAGAUGACUUUAGCUGGACAACACACGGGUACUCGUACCUAGAUUAAGACUGUAUUAUAUGUCAUUUUUAUCAGGCAGCGGUUUUGUCAGAUUAUGUCACAACUGUUUGAUGACACACCAUUCAGCUCUAGAUUAUCCUGCUCUGAUGCUUGUGCACCCUUGUCAGAGAUAUCGGUCUCUUGGCAGAUAUACAACACUGGAUAUAUCUGUAAUAUCUAGACAAAGAAAUAGAACUCUUGAGAUGUAAUAUCUGGACAUCUCUAGACAAAGAAACACAACCUUGGAUAUAUCUGGGCAUUUCUAGACACAGACCUGGAUAUAUCUGGACAUCUCUAGACACAGACCUGGAGACAUCUGGACAUAUCUAGAUACAGACCUGGAUAUAUCUGGACAUCUCUAGACAAAGACUUGGAUACAUCUGGACAUUUCUAGACACAGCCCUGGAUAUAUCUGGACAUCUCUAGACACAGACUAGGAUACAUCUGGACAUUUCUAGACACAGCCCUGGAUAUACCUGGACAUCUCUAGACACAUACCUGGAUACAUCUGGAAUCUCUAGACACAGACCUGGAUAUAUCUGGACAUCUCUAGACACAGACCUGGAUAUAUCUGGACAUCUCUAGACACAGACCUGGAUAUAUCUGGAAUCUCUAGACACAGACCUAGAUAUAUCUGGACAUCUCUAGACACAGACCUGGAUAUAUCUGACCAUCUCUAGACACAGAGACAACCCUCCAGAUUUAUGUCGAUCUCAAAACAGAGAGAUAUAUUUUUUGUUUUAAAUUCCCAGAACUCCACAGUUUGUAACGUCUACACCGUUGUGCCAUCUGAAAGCGUUGGGUUCCUUGUCUACAUGACGUCCAUUGACCAUACGCUGUUUUGCCAGACCAAUCCAAUCAUUAAACGGGUCGACUCUAGGCCGAAUCAAUCCACCCUCAUCACCCCCAGCCCGGGUCCCACGUGCCGCCUCUGUGGGUUUUCAUUAUAGCCACGCUGAUCGAAAACUUUUCAUUGUGCCGCCACACAAUGCGUGCCUGAAGUGUCCGCGCUAAUAGGUGGGGCGGUCGGUGGCGAUUGACUGCUCCGUUCAUUAGCUUCCACGGGGAACUGUUAGAAAAUGUUAUUGUAUUUUAAAAUGUUUCACGGUGAGAGAGCAUGGGACUGCUUUUCCCAGCCAACUGCUUCAUUACCACCACUGUGUCAAUGGUCUAAGUCCACCGAUGGGAGGUGUUUUCAGUUAAAUACCGACAAAAUGAAUGACCUUGUGCGUGAGGUUCAUUGAGGCAAAAAAUUUUUUUUUAAAUCACCAUCUUUAUGUAGAUAAUAUUUUUUGGGUAAUGGGCUUUGGUAAGUGUAGCUGUGGUGAGUGUAGCUGUCGUGAAUGUAGCGGUGGUGGGUGUAGCUGUGGUGAGUGUAGCUGUCGUGAGUGUAGCUGUGGUGAGUGUAGCUGUCGUGAGUGUAGCUGUGGUGAGUGUAGCUGUCGUGAGUAUAGCGGUGGUGGGUGUAGCUGUCGUGAGUGUAGCUGUGGUGAGUGUAGCGGUGGUGGGUCUAGCUGUCGGGAGUGUAGCAGGGGGUGUAGCUGUCGUGAGUGUAGCUGUCGUGAGUGUAGCUGUCGUGAGUGUAGCUGUCGUGAGUGUAGAUGUCGUGAGUGUAGCGGUGGUGGGUGUAGCGGUGGGGAGUGUAGCGGGGGGUGUAGCUGUCGUGGGUGUAGCGGUCGUGGGUGUAGCGGUGGUGUGGUGGGUCUAGGUGUCGUGAGUGUGGGGGGGGGUGGAGCUGUCGUGAGUGUAACGGGUGGGGGGUAGCUGUCUUGAAUGUAGCUGUCGUAAGUGUAGCGGGGGGAUGUAGCUGUCGUGAGUGUAGCGGUGGUGAGUGUAGCUGUGGUGGAUGUAGUGGUGGUGGAUGUAGCGGUGGUGGGUGUAGAUAUGGUGGGUGUACCUGUAGUUGGAGUAGAUGUCGUGAGUGUAGCUGUGGUGAGUGUAGAUGUGAGUGUCGCUGUGGUAGAUGUGGUUGCGGUAGCUGUGGUGGGCAUAGCUGUGGUGGGCGUAGCUGUGGUGGGCGUAACUAUGGUGGGCGUAGCUGUGGUGGGCAUAGCUGUGAUAGACGUGGCUGUGGUGCUGUUGUGGGUGUGGCUGUCGUGGGUGUAGCUGUUGUAAUUUAAAACAGACAAUAUUAAUCUUUUCUACGUUUUUAUUUAUUUAUUUAUUUAGGCAUUUUUAUAUAGCGCUUACCUUAAAGCUCUAAGCGCUUUACAAUUGUUAAAAACAUGUAAACUAAGUAAAAUAAAAAUGAGACACUAGGAUAGUUACUACUAUACUUUAGAAACAAUUAAAAUGGCUAUAAAACGAGGACACUUUGGCACGUUUUGGCCCAUACUACAGGAUCAACCCGAGACAGGAAAUGAGGCACACAGUGCAUGUAUUUAUUUAAUUUAUUUAAAUGAAUUAAUUAACAUGAAAAAUGUUCAUGUUUUCCCGAGAAACUGCGGGCGUACAAGGGGAAAGGGAUGCUUCUAUCUGAUCAAUCCCUGAUAUCAUUACAAUCUUAACACAUAAGUUGACCAGGUCUAAUGUCACUCAAUGAAAGUUGACCAGAUCUAAUGUCACUCAAUGAAAGGUGACCAGAUCUAAUGUCACUCAAUGAAAGUUGACCAGAUCUAAUGUCACUCAAUGAAAGUUGACCAGAUCUAAUGUCACUCAAUGAAAGUUGACCAGAUCUAAAGUCUCAAUGAAAGUUGACCAGAUCUAAUGUCACUCAAUGAAAGUUGACCAGAUCUAAUGUCUCAAUGAAAGUUGACCAGAUCUAAUGUCACUCAAUGAAAGUUGACCAAAUCUAAUGUCACUCAAUGAAAGUUGACCAGAUAUAAUGUCACUCAAUGAAAGUUGACCAGAUCUAAAGUCUCAAUGAAAGUUGACCAGAUCUAAUGUCACUCAAUGAAAGUUGACCAGAUCUAAUGUCUCAAUGAAAGUUGACCAGAUCUAAUGUCACUCAAUGAAAGUUGACCAAAUCUAAUGUCACUCAAUGAAAGUGACCAGAUAUAACGUCACUCAAUGAACGUUGACCAGAUAUAAUGUCACUCAAUGAAAGGUGACCAGAUCUAAUGUCACUCAAUGAAAGGUGACUAGAUCUAAUGUCACUCAAUGAAAGUUGACCAGAUAUAACUUCACUCAAUGAAAGUUGACCAGAUAUAAUGUCACUCAAUGAAAGGUGACCAGAUCUAAUGUCACUCAAUGAAAGUUGACCAGAUCUAAUGUCACUCAAUGAAAGUUGACCAGAUCUAAUGUCACUCAAUGAAAGUUGACCAGAUCUAAUGUCACUCAAUGAAAGUUGACCAGAUAUAACGUCACUCAAUGAAAGUUGACCAGAUCUAAUGUCACUCAAUGAAAGUUGACCAGAUCUAAUGUUAUUCAGUGAAAUAUGCCAAGAUCUGAUUAAAUGACAGUUGUCAAAAUCUGAUUCAAUGAAAGCUGCCAAGAUCUGAUAUCAUUCAUUGAAUUUGCCAAGAUCUGAUAUUAUUCAUUGAAGGUUGCCAAUAUCUGAUAUCAUGCACUGAAAUUGCCAAGAUAUGAUAUCAUUCAUUGAAGGUUGCUAAGAUCUGAUGUCAUUCAUUGAAGGUUGCCAAGAUCUGAUAUCAUCCAAUGAAGGUUGCCAAGAUAUGAUAUCAUUCAUUGAAAGAUGGAAAGAUAUGAUAUCAUUUAUUGAAGGUUGGAAAGAUCUGAUAUCAUUCACUGAAAUUGCCAAGAUCUGAUAUCAUUCACUGAAGGUUGCCACAAUCUGAUAUCAUUCAUUGAAGGUUGCCAACAUCAGUCGCCCAUCGUUCAAUUCGCGUGAGUUCAAGGCUUCUUCUUCAUUUUACAAUAAUUUUUGUUUAUCCUUUGAUAAUUUGAUCCAUUUAAUCAAUGUUAGCGAUCAAUUGAUUGUCUGGCGCCGAUAACCAGCUUAUUUCACCGUGCUUUUAACUAAUCGAGCAGGAAAACAAUGUCUGAUCCAAUCGAAGUCUUCGAUAAAAACCAGUCGUUGCCUGGGUGCUGUGGUUAAUCGAAAAUGUGGACAGCUUUUAAAAUAAUAUUUGUAAACAAAAUAAUUGAAUUUAUGAGCGAAAAUCAAAGACUUUUUGACGCUAUUUGAUUUCAAACUCUGUGUUACAUCCAAGUUGUCAGUGUUCCACAAGUCACAUCAAAGUUGUGUGUACCAGAUGUUACAUCCAAGUUGUCAGUGUUCCAAACGUCACAUCAAUGUUGUGUGUACCAGAUGUUACAUCCAAGUUGUCAGUGUUCCAAACGUCACAUCAAAGUUGUGUGUACCAGAUGUUACAUCCAAGUUGUCAGUGUUCCAAACGUCACAUCAAAGUUGUGUGUACCAGAUGUUACAUCCAAGUUGUCAGUGUUCCAAACGUCACAUCAAAGUUGUGUGUACCAUAUGUUACAUCCAAGUUGUCAGUGGACUCAACAAAAACUAUCUUAAAUGACAGUUGUCAUAGGUUAAUUUGCUGUUUUGGGGCAGUUGUCACGGAAUAAGAAGUUGGGUUUUAUUUUUGACAGUUGUCACGGAAUAAGAUGUUGAGUAUUAUUUAUGACAGUUGUCACGUGUAUUGCUAGUCCGAUGCUCGACAUUGCCCCCAUAUUAUCUUAACAAUACGGUAGUAGAUAUAAAAAAAAAGCUAAAAAAAACCCAACAUGUCUGUACUGUAUGUGGAAAGUCACUGUGAUUAGUGUGUUACUGAAUCUUGUAUAAAGCCACCGUGGUUAGUGUGUUACUGAAUCUUGUAUAAAGCCACCGUGGUUAGUGUGUUACUGAAUCUUGUAUAAAGCCACCGUGGUUAGAGUGUUACUGAAUCUUGUAUAAAGCCACCGUGGUUAGUGUGUUACUGAAUCUUGUAUAAAGCCACCGUGGUUAGAGUGUUACUGCAUCUUGUAUAAAGCCACCGUGGUUAGAGUGUUACUGAAUCUUGUAUAAAGCCACCGUGGUUAGUGUGUUACUGAAUCUUGUAUAAAGCCACCGUGGUUAGAGUGUUACUGAAUCUUGUAUAAAGCCACCGUGGUUAGGGUGUUACUGAAUCUUGUAUAAAGCCACCGUGGUUAGUGUGUUACUGAAUCUUGUAUAAAGCCACCGUGGUUAGUGUGUUACUGAAUCUUGUAUAAAGCCACCGUGGUUAGGGUGUUACUGAAUCUUGUAUAAAGCCACCGUGGUUAGUGUGUUACUGAAUCUUGUAUAAAGCCACUGUGGUUAGGGUGUUACUGAAUCUUGUAUAAAGCCACCGUGGUUAGGGUGUUACUGAAUCUUGUAUAAAGCCACCGUGGUACUGAAUCUUGUGUAAAGUCAUUAAAUCGUGUGUAAAGUCAUUGUCAUUGAAUCUUGUGCAAAGUCAUUAAAUCUUGUUUAAAGUCAUUGAAUCUUGUGCAAAGUCAUUAAAUCUUGUUUAAAGUCAUUGAAUCUUGUUUAAAGUCAUUGAAUCUUGUGUAAAGUCAUUGAAUCUUGUUUAAAGUCAUUGAAUCUUGUGUAAAGUCAUUGAAUCUUGUGUAAAGUCAUUGAAUCUUGUGAUUUCAGUAACUUAGAACACAUUUCAGUAACUUAGAACAGUAAAGUCAUUGAAUCUUGUGUAAAGUCAUUGAAUCUUGUGUAAAGUCAUUGAAUCUUGUGUAAAGUCAUUGAAUCUUGUGUAAAGUCAUUGAAUCUUGUUUAAAGUCAUUGAAUCUUGUGUAAAGUCAUUGAAUCUUGUGUAAAGUCAUUGAAUCUUGUGUAAAGUCAUUGAAUCUUGUGUAAAGUCAUUGAAUCUUGUUUAAAGUCAUUGAAUCUUGUGUAAAGUCAUUGAAUCUUGUUUAAAGUCAUUGAAUCUUGUGUAAAGUCAUUGAAUCUUGUGUGAAGUCAUUGAAUCUUGUGUAAAGUCAUUGAAUCUUGUUUAAAGUCAUUGAAUCUUGUGUAAAGUCACUGAAUCUUGUGUAAAGUCAUUGAAUCUUGUGUAAAGUCAUUGAAUCUUGUUUAAAGUCAUUUAAUCUUGUGUAAAGUCAUUGAAUCUUGUGUAAAGUCACUGAAUCUUGUGUAAAGUCAUUGAAUCUUGUUUAAAGUCAUUUAAUCUUGUGUAAAGUCAUUAAAUCUUGUUUAAAGUCAUUAAAUCUUGUGUAAAGUCAUUGAAUCUUGUGUAAAGUCAUUGAAUCUUGUGUAAAGUCAUUGAAUCUUGUUUAAAGUCAUUGAAUCUUGUUUAAAGUCAUUGAAUCUUGUGUAAAGUCAUUGAAUCUUGUGUAAAGUCAUUGAAUCUUGUGUAAAGUCAUUGAAUCUUGUGUAAAGUCAUUGAAUCUUGUUUAAAGUCAUUGAAUCUUGUGUAAAGUCAUUUAAAGCCAUUGAAUCUUGUGUAGAUCAACUUGUUAAGUUACUACGUACACGUUUUUGUUUUCAAUUAUGAAAAACAGUUGAACCAUAACUUUAUGCUGAAUGAAAAAGUUCAAGAAAGGCCUAGUUAAUAGUUAAAAUUAAGAAUUCUUCUAGUGUCGAUGCCAAACAUCACCGUACCUGCCAACAUGUGUUUUAAUUCAUGGCCAUCUGGCCAGCCCAGGUCGCGCAGUCCGCCGGUUAGGGAUGUAAUCCUCUAGUUAAAGCCACAUUGAAACGCGACAGCUGUCCUUUUGCUGGUGUGUGUCUUGAUGACCACGGCAGUACGCCGCCAUGACAUAUCCAGUACCUGUAACCACAGACAACGGACUAAUCCAAGGGAGACUAUUGUCUGUAAGGGAACUCGGUACGACUUGUUGCCGUCGUGCUAUCAGCGACACUGUUAUUGUGCUGUGUCGGCGUGGGGCCUUACACUGGCACUCCGUUACAUUUCAGGUACGAUUGGGAUUGGGGGGGGGGGGGGGGGGACUGUAGGGUAUUGGGGGGGGGGGGGGGUGGACUGUAAGCUAAUGGUAGGGAUCGAAUUUAUGUCAGGGUGUCUUAACACGCCAAUAUCUGUUCUGUGUCGGCGUCAAUGUUUGGCUCCAUGUGUCGGUAGUAGAUGGUGGCUUAAUGUGUUUGUAUUCAAUGGUGGCUUAACGUGUCUGUAUUAAGGGGUGCCUUAAUGUGUCUGUGUCAACUGCGUGGUAUAUGAUGUGCCUGGUUCAUGCAUGCUAGAGGGCGUCGGGGUUAAGCUCAAACACCCCCCCCCCCGUCCAAUUUAUGUUGAUCACUGGGAAAAUUAAAUAAUGUCUUUGGCGUUGAUGCCACAUGUUAAUGAUGGGGCUGUAACUGGCAUUCAGGGGGUUUGAAAUGGGCAUACAAUAGGGUCAUAAUGGGCAUACCAUAGGGGCACAAUGGGCAUGCAAUGGGGUUGUAAUGGGCAUACAAUAGGGUCACAAUGGGCAUGCAAUGGGGUUGUAAUGGGCAUACAAUAGGGGCACAAUGGGGUUGCAAUGGGCAUACAAUUGGGUCACAAUGGGCAUGCAAUGGGGUUGUAAUGUUCAUACAGUACAUUUUAAAUUGGCAUACAGAUGGAGUAUAAUGAUCAUACAGCGCAGUUGUCAUGGGUAUAUAGUGGGGUUGUAAUGGGAAUAUAGUUAUGUUGUAAUGGGCAUCGGAGGGUUGUAAUGGGCAUAUAGGGGACUGGUAGGUGACAUAUCCUUGGACAGCAUUUUUUUGUUAGCAGUAGCAGCGUAAUAUUCAUGAGUGAAUAUUGUAACUUUACUUUAAUACAACUUGUGAAAACACACGACAGCUUGUUAACCUGGUCAGUCAAUCAUAGACACCAAUCAUUGUACUCAGACGACGUGUCAGUGAGCUCUGCCUGUUUCCAUUGUUGGGUCUUUUUACGUGUCCGUGAAUUCUGUUUGUUUUCAUUUUUGGGUCUUUUGACGUGUCACUGAAUUCUGUUUUUUUCCAUUAUUGGCUCUUUUGACGAGUCACUGAGUUCUGUUUUUUUCCAUUAUUGGGUCUUUUGACAUGUCAGGGAAUUCUGCUUGAUUCCAUUAUUGGGUCUUAUGACGUGUCAGUGAAUUCUGUUUGUUUCCAUUGUUGUGUCUUUUGACGUGUCAGUGAAUUCUGUUUGUUUCCAUUGUUGGGUCUUUUGACGUGUCAGUGAAUUCUGUUUGUUUCCAUUAUUGGGUCUUUUGACGUGUCACUGAAUUCUGUUUGUUUCCAUUGUUGGGUCUUUUGACGUGUCACUGAAUUCUGUUUGUUUCCAUUGUUGGGUCUUUUGACUUGUCAGUGAAUUCUGUUUGUUUCCAUUGUUGGGUCUUUUGACGUGUCACUGAAUUCUGUUUGUUUCCAUUGUUGGGUCUUUUGACGUGUCACUGAAUUCUGCUUGUUUAUAUUGUUGGGUCUUUUGACGUGUCACUGAAUUCUGUUUGUUUCCAUUAUUGGGUCUUUUGGCGUGUCACUGAAUUCUGUUUGUUUCCAUUGUUGGGUCUUUUGACGUGUCAGUGAAUUCUGUUUGUUUCCAUUGUUGGGUCAUUUGACAUGUCACUGAAUUCUGUUUGUUUCCAUUGUUGGGUCUUUUGACAUGUCAGUGAAUUCUGUUUGUUUCCAUUGUUGGGUCUUUUGACACGUCACUGAAUUCUGCUUGUUUCCAUUGUUGGGUCUUUUGAUGUGUCAGUGAAUUCUUUUUUUUCCAUUGUUGGGUCAUUUGACGUGUCAGUUUAAUCUGUUUGUUUCCAUUGUUGGGUCUUUUCAUGUGUCAGUGAAUUCUGUUUGUUUCCAUUGUUGGGUCUUUUGAUGUGUCAGGGAAUUCUGCUUGUUUCCAUUAUUGGGUCUUUUGAUGUGUCAGGGAAUUCUGUUUGUUUCCAUUGUUGGGUCUUCUUGGUAUGCAAUAGAUGGAGCGUUCUGUCUGCCGAUGACACCGUGAGAUAGCAUGACAGAUCAGUAGAUCUUGUCCUAUGACUUACCAUCAGUAGGUCUUGUCCUAUGACUUACCAUCAGUAGAUCUUUUCCUAUGACUUACCAUCAGUAGAUCUUGUCCUAUGACUUACCAUCAGUAGAUCCCAUCUAGACUAGAGGCGGUCUAUGCAGACUUCAGUUUAUAACAGCAAAGUAUAUUAAAAGAUAUUUGUUCUGUUUCAAGGUACUGCUGCAAAUGUCCAUCAUCAUCACCGGCAACUACAACUUCUUCAACCUGCUGACCAUCACUUUGUGUCUGAGCCUGCUGGACGACUCAUUCUCUCUGUUCUCACAGACCACUUAUAACAGAGGUAAUCAGUCAGUCACCUAUAGGUGGAAAGUAACAAAUAAAUUUGCACAUCUUUUCAUCCAUCAUCCUACUAUAAUAUGAUGAAUAAGUUUUGUUUAAACAUUGUGUAUAUUCUGUCCACUCCACAAAUCAGUUUAUUUUACUAAUGUGGUCAAGUAACCUCCACUUUUCCUAUAGAGAUAAUUCCCACAUUUGUAUAAAACUAAUGAAAGAAACAAAUUUCUAGAAUCUUUAAUGACUACACUAAGAGUUUCUGUUUAACAGAUAGCCAAAAUAAUAGUCAUUUUACCAUGUAUUGUCCCUCCUCAUUGCCCCAUGUUAUUGUUUCUCCUCAUAGUCCCAUGUUACUUUUUCUCCUCAUUUUCCCAUGUUAUUAUUUCUUCUCAAAGUCCCAUGUUAUUGUUUCUCCUCAUUGUCCCAUGUUAUUGUUUCUCUUCAUUGUCCCAUGUUAUUGUUUCUCCUCAUUGUCCCAUGUUAUUGUUUCUCUUCAUUGUCCCAUGUUAUUGUUUCUCCUCAUUGUCCCAUGUUAUUGUUUCUCCUCAUUUUCCCAUGUUAUUGUUUCUCCUCAUUUUCCCAUGUUAUUAUUUCUCCUCAUUGUCCCAUGUUAUUGUUUCUCCUCAUUGUCUCGUGUUAUUGUUUAUAUUCAUUGUCCCAUUUUGUUAUUUCUCCUCAUUGUCUCAUGUUCUUUGUUAUCCUCAUUAACCCAUGUUAUUGUGUCUCCUCACUGUCCCAUGUUAUUGUUUCCUCUCAUCAAACAAAUUUUUCCCCAUCAUUGUCCCAUAUUAUUGUUUCCCAUCACUGUCCACUGUUACAAUUUCAUCUCACAGAUAAAGGUGCUGCCAAGAAAAAGUCAGUGGCCUGGAGUGGCAUCAGUGUGUUGUCCAACAUUGCCUUCCCUGCUGUGGUCCUGGGGUAUAUUGCUUACAAAACUUGGGAACUCUUCCGUCUAAGACUGACCCCUGAUUGGACGGUCAAUUCAAAGAUUGGUGAGUAAUCUUUCGAUUUAGAUAUUUUGCAAUCUGUCGUCUAAUAAAAGAGUUGCAUCACAAAUCUUUAUAUUAUGGAAUUGUAACUAGCCAAAUUAGCUUACCUUUAUUCUAGUUUUAAAAAUGUUCGUCUUUGUAUUAAUUUUAAUAUAUUUGCUGAUAAAAUGCAUGGUCAUAUGUAGUUUAUUGUAAUAAAAAACAUUUCCAUUUAUUUGGAUCGAUUUCAUGUCAUACUAAAAUAACCCAUAAAUCCACCACUAUCUCAUAGAUUAAUGUAUACUAAAAUAACCCAUAAAUCCACUAUCUCAUAGAUUGAUGUUAUACUAAAAUAACCCAUAAAUCCACUAUCUCAUAGAUUAAUGUAUACUAAAAUAACCCAUAAAUCCACCACUAUCUCAUAGAUUAAUGUAUACUAAAAUAACCCAUAAAUCCACUAUCUCAUAGAUUAAUGUAUACUAAAAUAACCCAUAAAUCCACUAUCUCAUAGAUUAAUGUAUGUUUAAAUAAGCCAUAAAUCCACUAUCUCAUAGAUUGAUGUAUACUAAAAUAACCCAUAAAUCCAUUAUCUCAUAGAUUAAUGUAUGCUUAAAAAAGCAAUAAUUCCACUAUCACAUAGAUUGAUGUAAACUAAAAUAACCCAUAAAUCCACUAUCUCAUAGAUUAAUGGGAAAGAAAAUAAAAUAUAUUUGAUUUAUAAAACAAUGAUUGGCAAACUUAUCUACCUUUAUGUUAUAAAAACCAUGAUUCACAUAACUCUCUCACUCUAUGCUCUAGAACAGGCCUGCACAACAUACAGACCGCGGGCCACAUCUGGCCCGCCAGCACCCUCUUUGCGGCCCGCGAAGUAACAAAAUAUUCUUUAUUCUUAUUAUUUUCUUAAUAGCUUUCCCCCCGUCCUAGUUUAUUUUGGCCCGCAUAAGCCCUGUCCUAUUUUCUUUUGGCUCGCACAAGUUUUUUCAUAAAGUAUUACGACCUGCCUUACAUUUGGAGUUGUGCAGGCCUGCUCUAGAACCAUAUUCACAAAAUUAUCUCCCUUUAUGCUAUAGAACCAUAAUUCACAUAGUUCUCUCCCUUUAUGCUAUAAAAACCAUGAUUCACAAAAUUCUCUCCCUGUAUGCUAUAGAACCAUAACUAAUGACAAAGGAAACUUGUUAUGACCAAUGACCAUUGUUAAUCUAUUAACAUGAACCGCAGCAGAUAAUAAAAUUGAAUAGUUUUUUUAAUUUGAUGUUUACGCUAAAGACAUUUACAGUGGAACCUCUUAUAACGAGCACCUCUCAUAACGAGUAAUUCGCAUAACGAGCAAUUCGCAUAACGAGCAAAAAAAAUGCGAAGAAGUUGCGCCCUUAACAAGCGAAUUUCGCAUAAUGAGUUACGCAGAAAGGGGAGGUCCCUUUUUUUAAUAUAUUAAAAAAACAAACAACAAAAAACAACAACAACUCUACACUAAAACACUCUUGUAGCGUUGUUUUCAAGUUCCCGAAGAGACAAAUCUCACUCUUAGAGAGUUUUAGAAAGAUAAUUUUCACAUCGUUGCUUGCCUCAAGAUGAUUGACAAGGCUUGGGAAGGAGUUACCAAGGGGACCCUCACUUCUGCUUGGAAAAAACUUGGGCCAGAGAGUGUUGUUGAAUGUGAUUUUGAAACAGUACCUGUGGAGUCUACAGUUAACGAGAUUGUGUCAUUGGCCAAUAUCAUAGGACUCGAGGUGGAUAACAACGAUAUUGAAGGGCUUGUGAAAGAGCACAGGUUGACCACCAAAGAGGUUAUGGAGUUGCAGCGUGUUUCACAGCAAGAAAGUAUGGAGGAGAGCUCAUUAAUAGAGGAGGAAGUAGCAGAGCAACAAUCUUCUAGCGCAAUAAGAGAAAUGCUGAAAGGAUGGGAAACUGUUGCAUCGUACAUUGAGAAGCAUCACCCCAAUAAGGAGGGGGCUAUUCGUGCUGCAAAUUUAUUCAAAGAUAAUGCUGUGACACAUUUUCGUCAAAUUUUGAAGCGUCUCGCGUCUGCAAAAACAUAUGUCUUUAGACAGUUUUCUAGUUAAAAAGGAUUAAUUAUUUGUCAUAAAUUCAUAUUUUUAUUUACCAUUUAUGUUUUUUGUUUCAAAUCUAAAUUGUAUUCCAAGCAGUUACACUCCUUAACAAUUCAUAAGUAAUUUUAUUUGAAUAAAUGUUAAUAAAAAUUUGUGAAAAAUUAUUAUUUUUUCAGCAUGGAACACAUUAUCGUAUUUUACAUUGAUUUGUAUGGGAAAAAUUGUUUCUUUUAACGAGUGUUUCGCUUAACGAGUAAGAGUCUGGAACGAAUUAUAUUCGUUAAUGAGAGGUUCCACUGUAUAUGAAAUAAGCCUGAGGCAGGUACUGACCCAGAUACCCAGACAUUCCCAGUAUUCGCACACCCGGCACAUACCGAAACCCAGGGAAAAAAAGGUCAUUGUAUGUGAGCCCCUUUUAGGUUUGGGGUCACCACAACAUGAUAAACUGUAUUUAAGCGGCUAAUUUAUUCAAAUAUUUUGGCAGCGUCUUUUCAUUAUUUAAACUUACAUCAGAUAUGUUUGUUUUUUCUUUGUCCUUUUAUUUUUUGUUGUUGCUUAAGCUUAAAAGUUGACAGAUUCCACACAUAUGUAUGACCAGGUGUGUGAAUUUUUAAAAACUUUUCUGGGCAUUGAUUUACAGAGCCACCUCAAACCUUCUUAUAAUAUGAAUCAUCUUAACAGAAAGCCAUAAGAUUUCAAAAAUAGCAAUUUUUUAAAGAACACAUUAUGUCAUCUUCAGCCUUAAAGAAAAGUCAAUGACAUUAUGUCAUCUUCAGCCUUAAAGAAAAGUCAAUGACAUUAUGUCAUCUUUAGCCUUAAAGAAAAGUCAAUGACAUUUUGUCAUCUUUAGCCUUAAAGAAAAGUCAAUGACAUUAUGUCAUCUUUAGCCUUAAAGAAAAGUCAAUGACAUUAUGUCAUCUUUAGCCUUAAAGAAAAGUCAAUGACAUUAUGUCAUCUUUAGCCUUAAAGAAAAGUCAAUGACAUUAUGUCAUCUUUAGCCUUAAAGAAAAGUCAAUGACAUUAUGUCAUCUUUAGCCUUAAAGAAAAGUCAAUGACAUUAUGUCAUCUUUAGCCUUAAAGAAAAGUCAAUGACAUUAUGUCAUCUUUAGCCUUAAAGAAAAGUCAAUGACAUUAUGUCAUCUUUAGCCUUAAAGAAAAGUCAAUGACAUUUUGUCAUCUUUAGCCUUAAAGAAAAGUCAAUGACAUUAUGUCAUAUCUCAGUCAGGGGUGAACACUUGACAUCUUGUUUCUUUUCUUUUUUUUUUUACAUUUUUUUAAAUUGCCUUUAUUUUUUUCAGCUUUUACAGAAAAGGCGUUCUUUCAGUGGCUGGAGAACAUCAUGCCGUACACCGUCUACCUGGGAGCUGGAUCCCUGGGACUGGAGAUUCUCUUGUCGUUGGUCAGGUAAACAGGUCAUAAGUUUACUGAGGAGUCCAUGAGGCAAAACACUGGGAGUGACAAAUUUGUUAAAUUUUGUACAUCAUGGGGACAAGCAAGCGCCAUUUGUUAACAUAUGGAUCUGUUUUGUCUCCCUAAGUUAGACGUCACUGCCCCAAUCUCUUACUGGCCAUGCAACUUGAAGCUAAAAUAGAAAAUUUAUAUAAAACUAAAAAGAAUCUAUGUGGUAAGGGUGGGGGAGGGGAGGCUUGAGAGGAGGUCAUAUAGUGCAAUGUUCAAAUGGUGAAUAAAUCAUUCGUAAGUUAACUGGAUGACAUGGAAAAUCUGACCGGGAUCAGCAAUGUACAUCAUGGGCCAAAAAAACUUUUUUCUGAGAGGACGAAACAUUGGUCAGACAAAGCCUUGUUAUAGAUAUUCUGAAUACCUCAAUAGCUGUCUGACCAGACUAAGUCUUGUUUUAGAUAUUCUCAAUACCUCAGUAGCUGUCUGGCCAGACAAAGUCUGCAGGCACAAUCUGAUCAUUACAACAUCUUUUUGAACAUAGAAAUGAAUGAUGUUGAGGAUGUAGAGCAAUGUCCCAAUCUUAGUUUAACAAUGAAUCCUGUUCUUGAAGUUAAGUUUAAUAUGGGGAGAAGCGACGUAAAAUGAGAACGCCCUGUACUUACUAAAAUGUUGUGUCUAUGACCAGGAGUUUAAUCUUGGAGAGAGGAUGGUUACAUAAAGGAAUGUCCACGGCGGGGACUGUGUUCUUUGGUCUCUUGGCCGCUUUUAUGUUCACUAUAAGCUUGGUAAGUCUUUGUCUCUGAUGUAUAUCUUUGGUCAGUCUUUGUCAAUGUUAAAAUGUUUGGUAAAGUCAUUGUCAAUGUUUAUAUACCUUUGGUAUGUCUUUGUCAAUGUUUAUAUGUUUGGUGUUUGUCAGUGUUUAUAUGUUUGGGAAGACAUUGUCAAUCUUUAUAUGUUUGGUAAGUCUUUGUCACUGAUGUUCGGUAAUUUUGUUAGAUACAGAUACAUGUUUCUGCUGUCUUUCACCACCGCUUUAAAACUUUUUUUUUAGUGUAUGUUAAACCAUGUCAUCAUGUACGUCCUAGAGCAGGGGUGUCAAACUCAAUCGCUGGGCAGGCCAAAACUCAAAUCACAUGUAAGGCUGCUCGCCGAACAGGAUAAACUUUCAAUAAUCGGAAAAUUAAUCUUUUUUUUAAAAACAUUUAUAUAAAUAAAAACAGAAAAAAGAUUUAAUAAUUAAUAAUCAUUGGCAUACCCAUUUUCGUUCUUAUGUCAAUAUGUCAGAGCUGGAUGUUUGGCACAUUUACUUGGCUACAAGUUCGUUUAUGUUGGGAGCAACGUUCUGUGUCACUGAGAUUCUCAUGAUGGACUGCAAGUGUUCAUCAGUGAGACGACUCCUGUGUGAUGUUUCGUUAAUCUUCAUCACAGAAAACAGCUGCUCAUACAUAUACGUGCUACCCAACAUGCUCAAGGUUUGAGCCGCAUGGAGGCAAAGCUGAAGCAUCUGUUCAGAACUGAACUGUGCAGGCCCAACUGCGUUGUACUUUGCCUUUAGUGUCCCAUGAAUGAUGCAGCUCUAUUAGCUCCAUCUGCAAAUUUACAGGUGCAGUCUCCACGUCUAUGACAAAUGGGUUACGAAACAGCUCGAAAUUACAUUACUGUGCUUCAGAGUCAUUAAAGCACUGUGCGAACUCGGUGCGAAGUAAGCUACGUUUUUCAUCAAAGUGUACAUCGGGAAACACCAUAGCAUUGACUUGGAUAUAAUUGUAUGCCGGUCAAGACCUUGCGGGCCUGGUAUAAUUGUACGGCGGGAUGGAUGUGGCCCGCAGGCCUUGAGUUUGACACGUGCUCUAGAGUAAUUACUUUUUGACAAGCAUUAUAAAUAGAUUUUGGGGAAUUUUUGUACUUCUAAUGAUGUUCAAUAGCUCUUACAAAAGUAAGCCAAUGAUAAUUUUAAUGUUGCAAGAAUUGUUAUUCUUGGGCUUCCACUGGGUUUUUAACAAUUUUACAUCAUAGAAUCUUUCCAACUUUUACAUUCCAUUCCUGUAACUGACAGUGUCUAGUUCCCAAAUUGACAAUAUCUAUUUCCCAAACUGACAGUUUCUACUAUUUCCCAGAGUGACAGUGUCUAAUUCCCAAAAGUGUAUUUUUCCCAAAGUGACAGGGUCUUAUUCCCAAAAGUGACAAGUUUCAUUUCAAGUUAGAAGAUGUAUAUCUCCAUCAUGUGAUUAACAUCCCCCUACUCCAUAAUCACGUCCACCUCUGUCUCUAGGUCCCUCACUCCGCCGUCCACAAACCUUUCCAAGACUCUCUACCCAAAGAUAUCCUAAAGUACCAUGGACUCAGUCGGCACUUCCACCUGACGAGUUCUUACGGUUUGUUUAGGAGGUACUUGCCACGGGCCGGACACUGAGUUGUUAUUAGAGGAAAACCAACCUUGACCUUGUCUUGUUGCUGCUUGUGCUAAUCCUCACGCUUGGUGCUUCUGGCCUUGACCUACUUAUCUUUAUUUCUUUUCGUUAUAAAUCACUCACAGGAUGACUGUUAUGUAGGAAAGUAAUUCUAGCAAUUAUAUUAAACUAUUUUUCUUACCACUUAAGCUCGACUUUCUAAUUGUUUCAACGUUCAAUACAGAUGCAAGGUGAGAGAAAUAAUUUUUAAAAAAAAACAAAAAAAAAACAAUAACCACAGAAGGAUUCCUUUUGUUUCUAAUUUUAAUCCCAAAUGCGUAUUUAAUUAAAUAAAAUUUUCACAAUCGAAUCAAAAUUUAAGUUAGCGGAUUCACUUAAAAAAGCUCCUUUACUUUAGACAAGAUAUAAUAAACAAAUGUAUUUAAUUAUCUUAACUUAUUUGGAGAUGAGUGUUCUCUGUGAAUGACCUAACAUUAACAUUUCUGCAUGAGUGUUCUCUGUGAAUGACCUAACAUUAACAUUUCUGCACGAGUGUUCUCUGUGAAUGACCUAACAUUAACAUUUCUGCAUGAGUGUUCUCUGUGAAUGACCUAACAUUAACAUUUCUGCAUGAGUGUUCUCUGUGAAUGACCUAACAUUAACAUUUCUGCAUGAGUGUUCUCUGUGAAUGAGCUAACAUUAACAUUUCUGCAGUGCACAUAAUUUAGAUUUUCUAGAGAUUUUUGGGUGUGGUGUACACAUUUCCCACCGCUCACAACUCUAAUGGCAUUUAUUCAAUUUUUUUUUUUUCAACAUCUCACAUAUUUAGUCUGUAUAUUAGUUGGUAUUUUUUUUUUGAAGUGAGAUUGUAUAUAUCGUUUAGAUGAAAAAAUGCUGACUUGCACAAAGGCGUAUCAUGCGAACCCCUAACUUAAAGAAACAUGUUGUAUACAUAAAAUGACCUGUAAUGACCUCGGUGUAGAAGGCAGACAUAGUGACACCACAUUAUGAUACAAAUGUGACUUUUCAAACAUAGCUAGAAUAUAUUAUAUAACAUCUUUAUCACAUGACUUCCUGUUGAUAAUGCCUCACUGACUGCUGUAAGAGACAUAUCUUGCAUAACAUUCAAACAACUUGGUUUUGUAUUAUGUGUAAUCUAACUGAAUGAAAUCUUAGGUUUUCUUCCAAUAAAAACAACACACAUAGAAUCAGACAUGCCACUCAAAACAACUGGUAUGUUUGACAGGCCGUUCAGCACAAACGGAUGUAUUAAUUGAACAACCUUAAAGUUCUAAUGUCUAGCUUAUGUCUACGAUAAGUUAUUUUGUGCUGAAAAUUUGAUGUCAUUGACUUAAUUGCCAAUUUUUCCAUAUUUCUCUUGUCUUCAAUUGUCUUCUCAUAAUAUAAAUUUGUGCUAUCUGGCAAUAAUGUGGCAGUAUCUGGCAAUGAAGUGGCAGUAUCAGGCAAUGUAGUGGCAGUGUCUGGCAAUGUAGUGGCAAGUAUCUGGCAAUAUAGUGGCAGUAUCUGGCAAUGAAGUGGCAGUAUCAGGCAAUGUAGUGCCAGUGUCUUGCAAUGUGGCAGUGUCUGGCAAUGUAGUGGCAGCGCCUGGCAAUGUAGCGGCAGCAUCUGGCAAUGUAGUGGCAGCAUCUGGCUAUGUAGUGGCAGCGUCUGGCUAUGUAGUGGCAGUGUCUGGCUACAUAGUGGCAGUGUCUGGCUACGUAGUGGCAGUGUCUGGCUACGUAGUGGCAGUGUCUGGCUAUGCAGUGGCAGUGUCUGGCUAUGUAGUGGCAGUGUCUGGCUAUGUAGUGGCAGUGUCUGGCUAUGUAGUGGCAGUGACUGCUUGACGCUUUUUUGAGCCGAAAAAAUAAUAAGACAUAAAUUUGUUUCUUACUUUUGAUUGGUUAGACCAGAGGUUAUUCCCUUGUGACAUUUUUGAAAGUUAAUCAUCUAAGAAUUCCAGCUUGAUUAUUGUCAACCUAUUGUUGUAUUGUUUCAUCCGUAUCAACACAUGAAAACUACAAGAUAUGUUGUAAAGUUGUAUAGUCGUUCACCGUAUCUCAAACAGAAAGUCAGACCAUUGUGGGAUUGUCAGUUCUUUAUAUUAACCUCACUUUUGUUGGUGGCGGACUUGCACAAUCUUUGGAUGGCCAGUUGACCCACUUCCCGACCAACCUAUCAAGCUGAAACUGGAACAUAGACUCAUUGCAACACAUUUUUUCAGCCCCACUCCCCAACCCCCAAAAAAUUAGUUUUUCCUGUCUUUCAAGGGUUUUCAAGGAAAUUCCCGAUAAAUGAGCUAAAAAAAAUAACGCAAGUGCUUUUGGUGUGUAAUAUUUUCUUUUCUUUUUUCUGAAAAAGUUGGUGAAAUAAAUCUGCCUGUAAAAGUGGGUGGGCCAUUAGAAUAUUAAAAUAUUAAUAAAGUCCAGGGGUGUGAAAAAAAUGUGCGGGGGAACUGAUUGGGAUUCUUAUCAAGUGUGUUACUUGUGUGCAUAUUUUGUAUAAUCGUCAGCUUCACCCGCCUUUGCUCGAUAUUAAAAAAUUUUUCAAGGAUUUAUACGAAAAACAUUGUUUUCAGGGGUUGCUUAAUUUUAAAAAUUGUUUAGCCGUUUCCUACCAUAUCCAUUGCUUGUACAAAAUCUCUGUUUAGCUUGUACUGUCACUGUAUGUCACACAUCUUUUCUGUCUGUGUUUUACGUUUAUCCCAGUAGCCCAUGUUUUAUGUUAUAGGUUCCCCAUAGCUAUUUGGACAAGAAAGCGUACAAUGACCUUCCCAGGUAUGUCAAAACCUGGAAUAGUAAAGUCGACCCAUUUCAAAUUACCAGCUCGUACGGCCUUUUCAGAACGUAAGAUAUUUUAAUUUUUAUAUUUCACAUGCAUGGGCUGGGUGGGUGCCGAGUCUGAACGUAUUGCUAUUUGACAAAUCUGAAACAGCAGUUUGAGGAAAGUUGACUGAAUGAUGACAUGACAUGUUUGAACUUGAGACAUUCUUUCAUUUUAAAACUGGAUACAUUUUUAGAACUUUUAUUACCAAUAAAACAGCCAAACUAUGGCUCCACUCUCCUGACUCCACUGACCUGACUCCACUGUCUUGAAUCCACUGUCCUGACUCAACUGUCCUGACUCCACUGUCUUGACUCUGCUGUGCUGACUCCACUGUCUUGACUCUGCUGUGCUGACUCCACUGUCUUGACUCUGCUUCCCUGACUCCACUGCCCUGACUCCACUGCCCUGACUCCACUGCCCUGACUCCACUGCCCUGACUCCACUGCCCUGACUCCACUGCCCUGACUCCACUGCCCUGACUCCACUGCCCUGACUCCACUGCCCUGACUCAACUUACUUGACUCCACUGCCUUGACUCCGCUGCCUUUAUUGUGUGUUAGUUUCAUGUAAAUUAAUACAAGAGUUUGGCAACACUGUUGUAGCAUGUUGUUGUACAGUGAACCUAAACAUUUUUUGUAGCAUGUUGUUGUAUAGUGAUCCUAAACAUUGUUCUUUUUAGGGACUGUUCAUUUUUUUGGCUUUUGCUUUGUUUUUCAUUUAUAAGAUGAACAUCUAACAGCACUUAUCUAACAGCACACAUCUAACAGCACAAAUCUAACGGCACAAAUGUAAUGGUACAAAUCUAUCGCACAAAUCUCACAGUACACAUACAUCUGACAGCACACAUCUGACAGCACACAUCUAAAAGCACAAAUCUGACAGCACACAUCAAACAGCACACAUCUAACAGCACACAUCUAACAGCACACAUCUAACAGCACACAUCAAACAGCACACAUCAAGCAGCACACAUCUAACAGCACACUCACAUACAACAGCACACUUUAAAAUUUAUUAAACUGCAAGCCUUUUCAUUUAACAUACUUUAAUUUUAACAUUUAAUUAACCUUUUUUGUCCAUAGAGUACCAUUUAUCUCUUCCUAACUCAUUGGUACAUGUUAGUUUAAUGUACAUCUUAGUUUAACAUACAUGUUAGUUUAAUGUACACCUUAGUUUAAUGUACAUGUUAGUUUGAUGUACAUGUUAGUUUAAUGUACAUGUUAGUUUGAUGUACAUGUUAGUUUGAUGUACAUGUUAGUUUCAUUUACAUGUUAGUUUCAUUUACAUGUUAGUUUAAUGUACAUGUUUGUUUGAUGUACAUGUUAGUUUAAUUUACAUGUAAGUUUAAUGUACUUGUUAGUUUAAUUUGCUUACUGUAUGAUCACAUUAGAAUGACUGGGGUUGGAGGUCGACCAGAAGUUAUCAUCGAAGGUCACGCUAGCAACCGGUCAGCGACGGAUGGUUGGCAACCCUAUGAAUUCCUGUACAAGCCUGGCAAUGUUUCUGAAAGUCCACCAGUUGUGGGUGAGUGACGAGACGUUUUCAUGUGUGGAUGACAGGUCGAUGACAUCUAAAUGGUGACUAUUGUUUGGUUAUAAAUCCAGUGAAGCCCUCACAUUUGAUGCUGCUCAUGUUGACCAGACCCGGUAGCAAGCCACACACAAGUCUUAGUAAUGUUAGAACUAUUAAGUGUUACUUUUUCUUCCAUCCUCGCUCCCUCAAGUAAAGGUUGGGGGACUUCUGAUAUAAAUAGUGUUAUUGAACUCACAAAUUCUAAAUGAGCAAGCUCUACCUGUAAACUGAACCUACCACCUAUUCUAUCUGAGCAAGCUCUACCUGUAAACUGAUCCUACCACCAAUUCUAUCUGAGCAAGCUCUAUCUUCAAACUGAACCCACCAAUUCUAUCUGAGCAAGCUCUACCUGUAAACUGAACCUACCACCAAUUCUAUCUGAGCAAGCUCUACCUGUAAGCUGAAUCCACCAAUUCUAUCUCAUCAAGCUCUACCUGUAAGCUGAACCCACCAAUUUUAUCUGAGCAAGCUCUACCUGUAAGCUGAACCCACCACCAAUUCUAUCUGAGCAAGCUCUACCUGUAAACUGAAUCCACCAAUUCUAUCUCAUCAAGCCCUACCUGUAAACUUAAACUGAACCUACCAAUCCUAUCUCAGCAAGCUCUACCUGUAAGCUGAACCCACCAAUUCUAUCUGAGCAAGCUCUACCUGUAAGCUGUACCCACCAAUUCUAUCUGAGCAAGCUCUACCUGUAAACUGAACCCACCAAUUCUAUCUGAGCAAGCUCUACCUGUACACUGAACCCACCAAUUCUAUCUGAGCAAGCUCUACCUGUAAACUGAACCCACCACCAAGUCUAUCUCAGCAAGCUCUACCUGUAAGCUGAAUCCACCAAAUCUAUCUCCUCAAGCUCUACCUGUAAACUGAACCUACCAAUCCUAUCUCAGCAAGCUCUACCUGUAAGCUGAACCCACCAAUUCUAUCUGAGCAAGCUCUACCUGUAACCCACCAAUUCUAUCUGAGCAAGCUCUACCUGUAAACUGAACCCACCAAUUCUAUCUGAGCAAGCUCUACCUGUAAACUGAAUCCACCAAAUCUAUCUCAUCAAGCUCUACCUGUAAGCUGAACCUACCAAUCCUAUCUCAGCAAGCUCUACCUGUAACCCACCAAUUCUAUCUGAGCAAGCUCUACCUGUAACCCACCAAUUCUAUCUGAGAAAGUUCUACCUGUAAACUGAACCCACCAAUUCUAUCUGAGCAAGCUCUACCUGUAAACUGAACCCACCAAUUCUAUCUGAGCAAGCUCUACCUGUAAGCUGAAUCCACCAAAUCUAUCUCAUCAAGCUCUACCUGUAAACUGAACCUACCAAUCCUAUCUCAGCAAGCUCUACCUGUAAGCUGAACCCACCAAUUCUAUCUGAGCAAGCUCUACCUGUAACCCACCAAUUCUAUCUGAGCAAGCUCUACCUGUAAACUGAACCCACCAAUUCUAUCUGAGCAAGCUCUAUAUGAACACCCCCAGUUUUACUCCAAACACAAGAAUAUUGUGUCAGGCAAUUCAUUUAUUUCAACUAUAUCAGCUCACAAAUUACAACCAUCUAUUCAAAGCAUCGGUACCCAAGUUUUGCUCGAGGUCUGCAAUAAGGGGUUCAAGUAAAAAUUGGAAUACAAAUUGAUUUCUAAUUAUUUUCAAUAAGAAUACCAAGAAGCUGUAAAAUAUAGAAAAUAAACUUAUGACUUAUUACAUAAAUAUAAAGUAAUAUGUUAGUGAAGAAAUUUAAUUUAAAAAAUACAUUAACAUUUAUAUCACAAACCUUCAGAUGCAAUCAAACCUUCAGACGCACAAAAACCUUCAGACUAGAGACAGACCGAAAGUGAUUUUCUAAUUUUUGCCAAAACUGAAACUAGGUCGAAGUUUAAAAAUGACUUUCGACCGAAGCCGAAACAAAAAUCUUAACGAGACUUUUGGCCUAACCUGAAGCCGAAACUUAAAGCUUUAUGAGACUUUUGGCUGAAACCGAAAUAUUUAGAUAUUUUGGAAUUCAUUCAAGCAGACAUUCUGCAUUCAUCGAAAAAUGAUAAGGGAAAGUAUCAAUAUUUAAAUUCUUCUUAUAAAAAAUGAGAUCAUUGUGAUUAUUAAUCAAUAAACAUCUAAUGAAUACUUUGGCUUGAAGCAUUUUAAUUUAAAAGUAAUUUAAAUUUCUUUAAAAUGUUUUUUAAAGUAGUAUGGUUUUUAUAAUAUAAUUAUAACCCAGAACAUACACCUACAAUAAUAAUUGUGGCUCAAAUAGAGCCAAUUGCCACCUAAAUAUAUGUUAUUAAGGCUAUAAAAAUAUCACAAUGUUUCACAGUUAUCGCCAUACUAAAGCUUUGUGUUUACAUAAAUAGCUUGCAAGAUAUCGCUGUAUUAAUAUUUAGCCUAGUACCAACUCAUUAGUCUUUCUGUGCUGGGAGCGUAAUUAUUUCGUUCGGCGACCAACCUCCCUCACCCCUAUUGGUGGGGAAAUUUUUUUAACUGGGUCUCUUAAAAUUGUUGUUCUGACAGGUCUAGUCGGAGAAUCGCAAUACAUCUAAAUUGGUCACUAAAAUCAUAAAAGUAAACAGGUCGGAAGUAGGCCUACUACAUAAUUAUAAUACGAACCCUUGAUACAUGCACAUGUGUUAUUUCGUCAAUAACAAUGCUUAUGAGCAUGAUAAUGAUGAAUGUCAAGAAAUGCAUGAAUUGAAUAAGCCUAAGUUACCUUAAUUCUUCUUUUUUUUUUUUUUAAAUAAAAUAAUGAUGGAAAUAUUACCGUUCACUGGGAUUAUGUAAUAUUAUUCACCUUUCCCUAUGACAACAUUGGUGAGCAUCAUAAUGAUAAAUCAAAAUGAAUAUCAAAAAGGAAUGACUUGAAUAAACCUAGGGUUCCAAAUUUUAUUUUGAACAAUUAAAAAAAAAUGAUAUGAAUAUUACCAUUCCAUUAGUUUUUCUUCCAUAAAACUAUUUACAUUGGACUAGGCCUAGUUGAAAUGUAAUUUUUGAAAAAUAAAGGACAAGUAGGUCAUCAUGCAGCUGUAAGCUGUUUUCUAAGAGUAUUAUUCAUAUAACAUACGAUGACAGCAAGAUGUCAAGCAAUGAAGAAUAUCAGAUUGCCAGCCUAGAGACAGACUGUCUGACCUCUGGCAGAUAGCUGAAAACCUUAGUCAUUUUCGGCCAGAUAGCCAAGAGUCUCAAUCACUUUCGGCCAAAGCCGAAAGUUAACAUUUCUGUUUCGGCCGAAGCUGAAAUUAAACCGAAAGUUAUCUUUUCGGUUUCAGCCAAAACCGAAACUAGGCCGAAAGUGAUCAAAUGGCAACUUUUGGCACCCAAGCCGAAAUUCAGUUGGUCACUACUUCAGACACACACAAACCUUCAGUUGCACACAAACCUUCAGACACACACAAACCUUCAGACACACACAAACCUUCAGACCUCUAUAUGUCACAUUUUACAAUCGCUUGACCUAAUUGUUGAUUGCUCCCUCAGCACCCCACCAACCAAGACUUGACUGGCAGAUGUGGUUCGCUGCCCUGGGAAACUACCAGAACAAUCCGUGGUUCCUCAACUUGAUCUACCGCCUGCUGCGGAACCAGCCGGAGGUCAUAGAGCUGAUAGGUCACAACCCCUUCCCAGACCAACCUCCGCAGUUCAUUCGUGCGACACUCUAUCACUAUCAUUACACCAGCUUCAAAGAUUGCAGAGGGAAUGAUCGUUGGUAAGUGAAACAAUGAGGCGAUCAUUGAUACACUUUAGCAGCACACAGUCUCAGUAAGGUUAUUUAUUAUUACUUAACUAAUUAGCUAUCAGAUUUAAAAAAACACUGUGGCCGAAUUAAAUCUAGGUCACAUUUUCUCAUUUUAGGUGUACUGGUAUGUACAAUUUCAGCGGCAGUUUUCUCAAUUCUAAACAUAUUCUAAUGAUUAAUAAACCAUCUUGGAGGUAAUUGAAUUGUCUAUAAGACAAAAUUAAAACAUUAAAACUUAAAAGUUUUUUGGGGGAAUUAUUAAUUGUUAAUUAUUAAUUUACAACUGCAAAACAAUAAAAAAUAUAUAAAUGUGCUAACUUACGUAUAAAUUUUAAACAAUGCAAAUCAUUUAAAGCCUUUUAUUUGGUGGUUUACAAAUAGUAUAUCCAAUAAGAAGAAAAAGGCACCAAAGAACACAGAUAUUGAAUAAUAUUUAUACUUCCAAUCAUUUAUAUGCCUUUUGUAACUAGCUUGGAAAUUAAAUCAAAAUUAAUUAACAGCUCGUUUUUUAAAACAUUCUGCCGAUAGCAUGCGGUUCCAAUACAAAUAUCCUGUCGGUAAAUUAAAAUCUCGAAGCAAAACAGGAACGGAAAAAUAUUAUUAUUUGACUUGAUUUACGACGAUAGAAACCUUGGCACUACCAGCACCUCGUGGCCAUUACUAAAGAAACUCCUAGCCGCAUCGGCUCAUGGUAGUUAACCAGUUAACUGAUAGGUCCACCAAUGUUACAGUUAGAGCAUUUUUUUUUUAUUUGAAACUUUAAUCUCUUAAAAUAAACACUGGAUUCCUAAGCCUUCUAUUUAAUUUGACUAUUGAUGAUUUUAAUGGGAACAACUGAAGGUCCACUCACAACAUGUUGAAGAUUUAGUGAUGACUUUAAUGGGAAUAACUGAAGGUCCAGACACAACAUGUUGAAGAUUUAAGGCCUUAAUCCAUGAAACAAAGUCAAUGCUCAUGCUUGGUCUUUAAAAUAGUAUUCAACACCAUCACCAUGGUAACCAGAAAUUGUUUGAAAAAAAAAUUCAUCAACUGAAAAUUGGUCGACGAAAGUUUCAUCGAUUAGAAAUUGGAUCAAAUUUUUUUUUGUUCAGUUCACAUGAUCAAAUGUUUGUGGAAAUUUCUUUUUUAACGCACUAUAAUAUACAGUAAAACAAAUUAAUAACCUAACAGUUGCUUAGACUCAUUCUUGUUAAACCUAACAGUUGCUUAGAAUCAUUCUUGUUAAACCUAACAGUUGCUUAGAAUCAUUCUUGUUAAACCUAACAGUUGCUUAGAAUCAUUCUUGUUAAACCUAACAGUUGCUUAGAAUCAUUCUUGUUAAACCUAAAACUUGCUUAGAUUCAUUCUUGUUAAACCUAACAAUUGCUUAGAUUCAUUCUUGUUAAACCCAACAGUUGCUUAGAGUCACUCUUGUUAAACCUAACAGUUGCUUAGAGUCACUCUUGUUAAACCUAACAGUUGCUUAGAGUCACUCUUGUUAAACCUAACAGUUGCUUAGAGUCACUCUUGUUAAACCUAACAGUUGCUUAGAGUCACUCUUGUUAAACCUAACAGUUGCUUAGAGUCACUCUUGUUAAACCUAACAGUUGCUUAGAGUCACUCUUGUUAAACCUAACAGUUGCUUAGAAUCAUUCUUGUUAAACCUAAAACUUGCUUAGAUUCAUUCUUGUUAAACCUAAAACUUGCUUAGAUUCAUUCUUGUUAAACCUAACAAUUGCUUAGAGUCACUCUUGUUAAACCUAACAGUUGCUUAGACUCACUCUUGUUAAACCUAACAGUUGCUUAGACUCACUCUUGUUAAACCUAACAGUUGCUUAGACUCACUCUUGUUAAACCUAACAGUUGCUUAGAGUCACUCUUGUUAAAGACUUGGCGCUGGCAGUUGUCUGAUUGGAGAACUGUUCAUUAUUUUGUUAGCAACUGGUGGAAGAGAGAAAGGAAGGCUGAAUACCUACCCGCUCUGGCAAUAACAGACAAGCCAUUUGUGGAUUACUUGAAAAAUGCCAAACUAAUUCAGGUUAGUCAUUUUAUGUUAUGGCAGCAGGAGAUUCCUUUUGUCAUAUGUGUGAAGUAAAAGUGUGAGCUAAAUAUGUCAGUUUUAUUAUUUACACUCCUGGACUUUAUCAGAGGACAUUGAGUAGGGAGCUUAGGAACAGAGCUAAAUAUGUCAGUUUUAUUGGUUACAUUCCUGGACUUUAUCAUAGGACAUUUCGUAGUUUGCUUAGGAACAGAGCUAAAUAUGUCAGUUUUAUUGGUUACAUUCCUGGACUUUAUCAUAGGACAUUGCGUAGUUUGCUUAGGAACAGAGCUAAAUAUGUCAGUUUUAUUAUUUACACUCCUGGACUUUAUCAGAGGACAUUGAGUAGGGAGCUUAGGAACAGAGCUAAAUAUGUCAGUUUUAUUGGUUACAUUCCUGGACUUUAUCAUAGGACAUUUCGUAGUUUGCUUAGGAACAGAGCUAAAUAUGUCAGUUUUAUUGGUUACAUUCCUGGACUUUAUCAUAGGACAUUGCGUAGUUUGCUUAGGAACAGACUAAAUAUGUCAGUUUUAUUGGUUACAUUCCUGGAUUUUAUCAUAGGACAUUGAGUAGGGAGCUUAGGAACAGAGCUAAAUAUGUCAGUUUUAUUGGUUACAUUCCUGGACUUUAUCAUAGGACAUUGCGUAGUUUGCUUAGGAACAGACUAAAUAUGUCAGUUUUAUUGGUUACAUUCCUGGACUUUAUCAUAGGACAUUGCGUAGUUUGCUUAGGAACAGACUAAAUAUGUCAGUUUUAUUGGUUACAUUCCUGGAUUUUAUCAUAGGACAUUGAGUAGGGAGCUUAGGAACAGAGCUAAAUAUGUCAGUUUUAUUGGUUACAUUCCUGGACUUUAUCAUAGGACAUUGCGUAGUUUGCUUAGGAACAGACUAAAUAUGUCAGUUUUAUUGGUUACAUUCCUGGAUUUUAUCAUAGGACAUUGAGUAGGGAGCAUAGGAACAGAGCUAAAUAUGUCAGUUUUAUUGGUUAUAUUUGUGGACUUUGUCAUAGGACAUUGAGUAGUGAGCUUAGGAACAGAGCUAAAUGUAUCAACUAUAAUUACACUCAGUGCUAAUCCUGUCUAGGAUGAACGCCCCAAGAAGCCCAGAAUGGACAGCACAACAGCCAAAGUGGUUAAAUGGAUACGUGAAUUGGUCGGCCAGCCAGAAGGAUUUAGCUACACGGUCUCAGUGUUCAGCUCUGCAGUAUUGGUUAUGUUUUUUAAUCGAGCUGUAUUUCGAUAGACCGUAGCAUGUGCCAGAUUUCCAUUUUUAGACGUAACUUCACUUGCGAUGUCCUAUUUUUCUAUAAGUUCUAUCUAGUCUGAAAUUUUCGUUAAUUUUUUUUUUUCUUCUUCAAUGUUCACUAAAUGACAUGCGAUGUUACAACCCUGCCUUGAUAUGUUUGGUUUGUUUUCAGUAACUUUUAUAUCCAAUGCAAUUAUUUUUAUGUGUUCACAUCACAAAAUCUAUGACAGUGUAUUUGUAUAUCUCCUUCAUGUCAGAGACAAACUGUGUACAGGGGAGUAAUUGGUAAGGGCAAGACGGUGUUUGAAUGCCUUAUGGGGUGAAUGUCCCAACUGAUAAGGUGAAUGUCCCAACUGAUGGGGUGAAUGUCCCAACUGACGGGGUGAAUGUCUUAACUGAUUUGGAGAAUGUCUGAACUGACUGACACAAGUGAUGUCUUAAGUAGGUAUAUAAAGUAGAGAUAUAUGUUUGUCAUAUGGUUACAGCGGAGUAGAUUAUUUCCCUUCAUCAUCAACUAGUUACCACUUAUCAUCAUCCAGUGUACAUUUGUCUGAUGAAAUAAUAUUAUUUUUGUUCACCAUCAUUAUCAUCAUCUGUGGCACUACAACCCAUGUAGGGCCCUGGCCUGCUCCACCACAUCCUUCCAUUCGGAGUGAUCCAUGGCUUUCCUCCUCCAUGCACGAGCCCCCAAUUGGUGAAUAUCCAUCUCCACAUCAUCGAUCCAUCUCAGCCUUGGACGACCGGUGUACAAUAACUUUUCUGUUGUUGAUAUUCACAAGUUUUCAAUGUUUGCUUGUUUCCCUUGAAGUUGAAGAUGCCAGAUCUUAGUAUCAGCUGUCUCAUGUUGUCAUGAAGAUGUCAUAUCUAUGUAUUAGCUGUCUCAUGUUGUCAUGAAGAUGUCAUAUCUAUGUAUUAGCUGUCUCAUGUUGUCAUGAAGAUGUCAUAUUAGCUGUCUAAUGUUGUUAUGAAGAUGUCAUAACUAUGUAUUAGCUGUCUCAUGUUGUCAUGAAGAUGUCAUAUUAGCUGUCUAAUGUUGUUAUGAAGAUGUCAUAACUAUGUAUUAGCUGUCUCAUGUUGUCAUUAUAGUUUCCUGCCAAUUUUCCAUAAAUGGUGAAUGGAGAUAACCACCACCUCCCCCCACUUGAUUCACUUCCUGUUUUCCUUGCUCUCUGCUAUUCUUUAUAAAUUUUUGUUACAUAAAUAAAUAAGCUUCAUAAUAAAAAUGUUGUUUUUAAUUUAUCUGUACAAUUUUUUCCAGAUAAAUCCAUUUUUACUUUCCAAAUUCCUGGGCAUAUUUGUUUUGUGCAUGAUCCGGAUAUUAAACUAUAACUGUUCAAUGUGUAUCCAACCAGUCACUGUUUCUCUCUGUGUACUACUCAGUAGCUAAAUUUCUCUCCCUGCGGAUGCCGACAGUUAAAGUUGCCUGUAUUACUUGUAAUAGGUUUUGUCUUUGCCAUCUGCUUUGAUCUAUCAUGUGAGCUAAGCUAAUAAAAAAAAUAUAUAUAAAAAA
This is a messenger RNA of Lymnaea stagnalis (great pond snail), 53143 nucleotides long. NCBI's taxonomy places the organism in Eukaryota, Metazoa, Mollusca, Gastropoda, Lymnaeidae. The record is from the annotation of a GenBank genome assembly.